UUCUUUUUUACUCCUUUUUCAUUUCCUGCUAUUGCUAAUAUUGGGCGUGUAUAUCUACUUAAAAUAUAUUUACUCAAUAAAUCCCAUGAACACUGCCGUUUAGUUUUACUGUCUUGUUUGAGAAAAUCUAGAAUGGGAUUGACUAAACAUAUUGUAUACACAUAUACACACACACACAGAUAUUACUGACAUCAUAAUUGUCCUAUUCACUCAACUGAUGGCAAAAAUCAUUUUUAAAAGCUGGAAACAAAAUGUAAGAAUGACUAUACUAAAAUGGCAAAAAUCAUAAAACCUGUUUCGCAUUAAUAUGACACCAAUGUCAAUUACAAAUUUUUUAAUAAUGGAGGAGAAAGGGAAAUAGACAGGAAUCUCAUAAUAGACACUCCAGAGCCCUCUGAUAGGAAGAAUAUUUUAUCCUAAUUUUUAAUAAAGUUAGCUGGUAAUUAAAUGGUUCAGUAUAUACCAGAAAGGACUGCAGAAAAACACAUUCACAAAUCAUCUGUUACAUGUGUGAACCAGGAAGAAUGGUUUCCAGUGAUAAAAGGGCUUCAUAAGACAUGAAUUUAAUUUAAAUGGUUAGACUGGACACUGAAAACCUGGUGAGACACUCAUACACAAAGUGACUGGAUAUAAGCACCUAUUUUUUUUUAAAUAUUUAGAAAGUAAGGGCACAACUCUGGAGCUUAACAUAUUUCAACAGUAUUUCAGCCCAGAGCUUCAUUUUACGAGGCAUCAAGCCUUCCCAAGCCCAAAUAAUUCCCUAAGUACCUUAGAUGAAUUUUCUACAAGCAACGAAGGAUCAAUUUUAAGUGCAACAUUCUGCUUGCCAAAACAUCAGCCCAACAGGAACUUUCAAAGGGGCAAGUUCAAGUGGAGACUUCUGACUCUAUAGAGGAAGCUGGAAAGAGCAAGCUCUUCAGGCAAGCAUUAGGAGCCAGGAACAGAGAAGAAAGGAGGGAUGACAACCUCUAAAGAGAACUCGGCUUCCUUGAGGAUUGUUUCAAACAGGAGAGUGAGAAAUACUUGCAAUAAACAGCUAGACUCUACCUCCAGUGUUCCUCUACUGUGAAAGACGCUUUAGCAGCCCCAGUGGUUGCAGCCAGCAUGAACUCAACAAAUGUCAGAAGGCAUUUCCUAAGAGAACUUUCGCACAGAAAAUAAAGGAAAGUCUGGUCUCUGCUUUCCAUGCAAGGUCAACGUAUAAAUAACAGAGCGCAAUUAACGUGAUGAAGUAGGUAUGGAGUGCCAGCCUCUAUUCUUGUUUCUACGACAAAGUUCCACUUGCUCAAGCAAGUGUUAGCCCAACUUGUGCCAAGCACUAUACUAAGUACUGAAGAUACAAAGAGGAAUAAAUCAUUAUCACUGAAAAACAACUUGCCUUUUUCUAGGAAAUUCGAAAAUUCCACUCCUAGGAACAUACACCUCAGAGAUACUUCUGCACCUUUCCAGCAGAAGACAUAUGGAAACAUUGUUCAUUAUAGCCCCAGAAGGAAACAACUAAGUGUCUAUCAGCAAAAGAAAAGAUAAAUAAGUUCUGCUAUAUUCCCAACCAUCCUUUAUAAUGUUGAAAGCCAUCUCUGUAUACCAGGCUCCACUAAUCCCUUUCCACUCUUACUUUCUGCGUAACAAUUCAUAAUGGCUAAUGUAUGAAUAUUGUAAUAAUUUUGUUUAACAUCUGUGUCUCCACCUGGAACUUAAGUCCCAUUAAGGCAGGGCUCACCUUAUUUACUUCUGUGUCUGUCCUCAGAACCUGAAACAGUGUCUGGCACAUGGAAAGAAUGCAAUAAAUAUGUGUGAAAGGAAGAGAGAAGGAAGAGGGAAGGAGGAGGGGAAAGGGAUGAAGGGAGGGAGGAGCAGAAGAAGGGAUGGAGAGAGAAACUGAGGGAGAGAGAUACAGGAAAGGAAGAAGACAGACAAGCAAGAAAAGUAAUGAAAAUGAAAGAACUAUAGCUACAGGCUUCAACAUGGGCAAUUCUCAUGAAUAUAAUGCCAACUAAAAAAAGUGAGGUAUAAAAUAAUACAUCAUGAUAUUGAGCACCUUUUCAUACACCUGUUGGCCAUUUUUCUGUUUUCUUUGGACAAAUGUUUAGGUCACUUGCUGAUUUUAUAAACAGGUUUUUUUUUGCCAUUGAGUUACAUAAGUUCCUUAUAUAUUUUGGAUAUCAAUCCUUUAUCUGACAUAAUGUCUGCAAAUAUUUUCUCCCAUUCCAUUGGCUGUCUUCUCCUUUUGUUGACUGCUUCCUUUGGUGUGCACAGCUUUUUAGUUUGAUGUAACCUCACUGUUUAUUCUUCCUUUUAUUGCCUGUGCUUUGGAAGUCAUAUCCAUGAAAUCAUUGCUGGAGCCAAUAUCAAGGAGAUUUUCCCCUAUAUUUUAUUCUAAGAAUGUUACAUUUUCACAUCUUAAAUUUAACUCUUUAAUCCAUUCUGAACUGAUGUAUGGUGUAAGAUAAGGCCCAGAUUCAUUCUUUUGCAGGUUAAUAUCCAGUUUUCCCAGUACCAUUUAUUGAAGAGACUAUUCUUAUCUGCAUUAUAUUUUUUUGGUGGCCUUAUUCAAGAUUAGUUGACUGGUUAGGCUUGGAUUUAUUUCUAGGCUCUAUUAUAUUCCAUUGGCUUAUGUAUCUGUUUUUAUGCUAGUACCAUACUAUUUUGAUUACUUUUGCCUUGUAGUAUAAUUUGAAAUCAAGAAAUGUGAUGCCUCCAACUUUAUUUUUCUUUCUCAAGGUUGUUUUGGCUACUUGGGAUCUUUUGUGAUCAGUCAAAUGCAAAUGAAAACUGCAAUGAGAUACCAUCUCAUGCCUGUUAGGAUGGCUGUUAUCAAAAAGGUAUAAGUAUUGGUGAGGGUGAGAAGUAAAGGGAACCUCUGUACAGUCUUGGUGGGAAUACAGAUUGGUGCAGCCACUGUAAAAAAUUGCAUGGUGAUUCCUAAAGAAAUUUAAAAUAGGACUACUACAUGACACAGUAGUCCCUGCUGGGUAUAUACCCAAAGGAAAUGAAAUCACCUCCUAGUAAAGAUAUUUGCAUUCCUAUGUUCAUUGCAGCAUUAUUGACAAUAGCCAAAAUACGGAAACAACCUAAAUAUCCAUCAAUGGAUGAAUGCAUAAAGAUGUGGUAUGCAUUUAUACAAUGGAAUAUGAUUCAGCCUUAAAAAAGGAGAUCCUGACAUUUGCAACAACAUGUAUGAAUCCAGAGGACAUUAUUUAAAUGAAAUAACCCAUACAGAGAGAGAUAAAUACUGCAUGAUCUCACUUAUAUGUGGAAUCUUAAAAAUAAUAAUACAUAGCAACACAGAGUAGAAACAUGGUUAACAAAAGUGGAGGAAGAAGGAAUAGACAGAGGUCAAGAGGUACAAAGAUGCAGUUACAGCAGAUGAAGUCUAGAGAUCUAACCACAGUAUGUGGACUACAGUUAAUAAUAUUGUAUUGUAUAAUGAAACUGCUAAGAAACUCUUUACUUCAGAACUCCUUAGAUCUUUUAUCUUAACUCUUUACUUUAAAACUUUGUUUUAGAAAUUCUUUCCACAAAAAAGGGAAAUAUGUGAGAUGACAGAUAUGUUAAUUUGCUUGACCCUAGUAAUCACUACACUAUGUAUACACAUAUAAUAAAACAUCACAUUGUACAGCUUAAAUAUAUAUAAAAUUCUUUGAUAACCAAAAAGAAGACAGUAUGAGUCAAUUUGCAUUAGACUCCAAACCUGCAACAUUAAUAUUAUAAUACAUAUGUAAGUAGCAAAACUGGAAUGAGCACAACAAAAUCAUGAUGGAGACGUCCCAGCAGGGACAAUGAAAUUGCAGAAGAACAGAGGGAAGUUGAAAGAGACUGGUAACAUUCCAUUCUUUAAGCUGGGUCAUGGGCAUACAGUUUUGCACUUUAUUAUUAUUGCUCAUACUUCAUAUGUGUAAUAAACAUGCUUCUGAAUUUCAUAAUUCACUUAAGGAGUUCAUUAUCUGGUCGGGAAGUUGCACCUGAAAAGAGAUUAAUUCAGCACCUAGGAAAGAACUCUUGAGACAGAGACACAUGCAUGAGCUGUUGUUGGGAGCCCAGGAGGCUGGUCAAUCUGGAACCAUUUGUAGUUCUGCAUUCAGAACUUCCUCCUUUUUGCAGUGGUUGAGGGAACUGGUUUCCAAGCAUCACUUGAUUUAUGUAUUUUUUAACUUAUGGUUCACUGGCUACUGUCAAUUAUCAAGAUAAGCAUUUUAACUAACUAUUAUAGCAUUUUUAAAAGAAAUCUCACCCUACUUAAGCAGAAUCAGUAAGGUCAAGAGGAAUCAGCACGGAUAAGAAGAAAUAUUAAGUAUUAUUAAGGUCAUUUGGGUAGAUGCUAUUAAGGAUCAACUGCCUAUAACUGUAUGGAUCAAUCUGUUCUCAAAGUUUGUUUACUGCAUGUUCAUUCAUUAUGCAUUCACAAAGUAUUAUUGAGUAAAAACAAUAUGCGAGAUAUUGUCUAGGUCCAAGGGAAGGUACAAAUAUUUGUAAGAUGCCUUCAAUGUGCUUAUAAUGCUAGUGUUGAGGCAUGUACCUAACAAUCAUGUCGUAAGUGUAGGUGCCAGGGAUACCUUCAAACAAUGAAAGUGAUUGCGUGUAACUGGAUUCUGCAUGAAUUCACAACGAGUAGAGAUAGUUCAUUCCCAAGCAAAGUAAAAAGAAACACAUAACACUUAAUGCGCAUUGCUAAAUGGUGCCUUGCAUUACACUAUUCAGUACUGAUUCUGAUUCUUAACAUCAAUGCAUAGAGUAAUCAAUCAUGCCUCCAGGCGUUUUAUUGCCAAAGCAAUUACGCACAUGCUACAAAUCUUUGCCCUAACUCCACUAAUCUUCUUUGUCUUCUUUUUUGUUUGUUUUACAGAUGUUUUGCUUCAUCAAAUAUGAGGUAUAUUCUCACCUAUUAGGAACUUGGCAAAAUAACUUUUUUUGUCCCUUGUUCAUCGAACAUGUGGAAAACCAGUCCAUAGAAUAGCGAAAAUGGUCUUCUAUAAGAGAUUUUAGGAUCGUUUCUAGAGAAUAAUACUCAGGGCAAGUCACAUCGGUUCUCUGAUGCCAUUUCUCCAUUUAUAAAUUAUAAAUGCAGUAUAAGGAAAUUAUACUACAUGUUCAGGGACCUUUUUAAACAAAACACACACACACUCACACAGAUACAUGUGCACAUCCAUAUAUAUGCACACAGUUGUGAGAUUCUAUCACGUUAUUAUUUUUCCUUGUGAGCUCCAUGACUCUUAGGCUUCAAAUGGUUAUGUUAUCUGAAUGGGACCAUAACUCUUUCACAAUCUGACUUUAAACUGAAUGGAAUUGGUUGAAGGGUUGGUUUCCAGUUAUCAGACAUGUGUCUCCUUUUGACAGUCUCUAGGAAAUGCUUCAUGUCUUCCUGAUAAGUCCUUAGUUUCCAUCUUUUAUGUUCCUGUGCAUUCUUCUCCCCAAAAUGCAACUGACUUCUUAUACAGUGUCUAAACAAACAAACGUACUACUACUGUUAGUGGUAAUAAUGGUUCAUAUUGAUUGUGUACUUACUCUCUGCCAGGCACCGUCUUUGGUACAUUACUUGUAUUAACUCAUUUGAUUCCUGUCAUGACCCAUGAUGAGCUAAGUACCUUGUGGAGAUCACAUGGCUCCCAUAGAAAGCACCAGGGAUUUGACACUAACAGCUCAGCUACAGAGUGCAUGCUCCUGGCUUACCAUGACAACUGCCAGAACUCUGGAUGCUUUCAUGGGCACACAUAAAUUUGAUUCAUGAGACUCCAUAGAAUAGACAAGCAACCUCAGUACGAGAGGAGAAAAUAAUUCUCUAUAAAAUGAAUCUUACUUGGACACUGUUCAAUGUGGGUUUAAUUUCAAAUAUCCAAAAGGCUUCAUAUGUGGCCUCACCUACAAGAAGUUGCCAUUGCUUGGAUUUUGAAGCGCAGCUCCAGUUUAUUUAGGAACCUCAGGUUUAUUUUUGAAUCUAGAGGCAGAGAACUGCCCUAUUUCCAAAGUAAAUCCCUUGGGAACAGUGAGCUGGGUACUCAGAAACCACAUAUGCCAUUUAGAGUCAAAUGUGGCCUGGCACCUGUGUGAUUCCUUUGGCUGGCUCCCCUUGGCCCAGCAGCAAUAAAUGACAGGCAUGGGCCAGAAUCCAUGCCCUGUGCUCUAAGGUUUGAAAGAGAAAUUGGGCUUGAGUGAUGAUUCUUUCUGUGUUAAAGAAAAGGGAAGUGAAGAUUAAUCCUCUUGGAAAGCAAAGGAAAAAUCAACCCAAUCCCCUCUGGCUCCAAAGGAGAACAGCUAAGGCCCUGCAAACCGCUCAUGGUGCUGUUAAUAAGAUCAUCACUGAGUAAAAUAUUCCACUGUGGUUUCUUUUCCUUUGUAUUUCUUUCUUUUUAAAAAUUUUGGUAAAAUAUAUAUAUAUAACAAAACAUGUGAUUCUAGCCAUUUUUAUGUGUAGAAUCCAGUGGUAUUCAUUACAUUCACAAAAUUAUGCAAGAUCACCAUCAUUUCCAAAAUUUGCCGUCACCCCAAACAGAAGCUCUAUAUUCGUAAACCAAUAACUUUCCUUCUCCCCUUCCACUUAGCUCCUGGCAACUUGUAUCUACUUUUUGUCUCUAUGAAUUUGCCUAUUUUGGGUACUUCCUAUAAGUGAAGUCAUACAAUUUGUGUCACAUUAAGAUUUUUAUGAUAAUCUACUCAUAGCACAAUUAAAUACAAACACUAUUCACCAGGUGGUCAGAGAGCAGUGAGAACUGAGGAGGACCCCAGUUCUCUCCCACUGCCUUACCACCAGGAAGUCAUCUCACCCCCCAGGGGUCCCUGGGUUUCCACUGAUCCAACAGGAAGAGCAAUCCCAAGAGCCUGCUCCACUAGGCUGAAAUACAAGGCUCUCUGGCAACUUUCCUUCAUUUAUCUCUGCAGUCUUCAGGCCUCCUUACCCUUCACAAAGCAGGCCAAACAACUCUUAUGUCCAAAGCACUAAUGGAGCAGCUAAUAUCAAGUAAAAUAAGGCUCUUUUUUAUGAAACAGUGUAAUGGGGUCACUGUAACAUCUUCAUUAGCCUUACACAUCUUACUUUUAGAAGCCUUAUGCCAUAAGAUAUCACAUUAGAAUGAUGCACGGCUCACUUUAAAUAUAAUUAUAUGCAAAUGUUACUACAUGAGUUGAGGAUACAGUUUGGAGACUCUUAAACAUUCAUUAAUUAUAAUAUUACAGUCUCACUUCUGUAUUUAACAUUUUUGUAGGGCUUAGCAGCAAGGCCAAUAAAGCCUAAUAAACACAAGGUCCUUGUGCAUGAAUGUAUUUCAGGUUGAAUUAACAAUCUGGCUCCACCGGGCACGGUGGCUCAUGCCUGUAAUCCCAGCACUUUGGGAGGCCAAGGCAGGGGGAUCACGAGGUCAGGAGAUCGAGACCAUCCUGGCUAACAUGGUGAAACCCCGUCUCUACUAAAAAUACAAAAAAAUUAGCCGGGCGUGGUGGCAGGCGCCUGUAGUCCCAGCUACUUGGGAGGCUGAGGCAGGAGAAUUCCAUGAACCCAGGAGGCGGAGCUUGCAGUGAGCCGAGAUCGCGCCGCUGCACUCCAGCCUGGGCGACAGAGUGAGACUCCAUCUCAAAAAAAACAAACAAACAAAAAAACAAACACAAUCUGGCUCCUUUAGUCACUUCUCACCUUGAUUAUUGGUUCUGGCUUUAAAACACCACUUAAACUCUAGCUCUAAACAAAAAAGAUAGUGGCUGUCCUUGAUAUCAUCAAGAUCAGAGAAAGUUCCAAAACCAGGUGAAUAAAUAUACCUUACUUCCUUUUUUAUUUGCCACAGUCAAAAAAUGCCAAUAUUCUCAGCUUAUGAUUUAUUAAGAGUGGCACAGUGAUGAAAAUAGAAGACGAAGAGGAGUCUAAAAAUUGAUUGAAUUAAAUAUAAAUUAUUAAUUCUGAGUACUCCCAUAUAUGUAUGUUAUGACAGUAGUAAAUACAGCAUUAAUUAUCCUUUCUGUUCUACUAUUCUGGAUUCAUCUCAAACCUCGUAUUAUGGUUAAUUCUAUGGUCAACUUGACUGGAUCACGGGAUGCCCAGAUAGCUGGUAAAACUUUAUUUCUGGGCAUGUCUUUGAGGGUGUUCCCGGAAAAGAUCAGCAUUUGAAUUGGUGACUGAGUAAAGCAGGUGACCCUCCUCAUGUGGGUGGGUGCCAUCCAGCUGGGGGAGUGCCUGAAACGAACAAAAGGGAGAAGACUGAACUGAAUUCUCACUCUAUGCCUGGCUGCCUGGGCUCAGACACACACGUCUUCUCCUGCCCUUGGACUGGGAAUUACACCAUUAGGACUCCUGGUUCUCAGGCCUUUGACUUACACAACCAGCUUUCCGGGGCCUCCAACUCCCAGAUGGCAGACUGUGAGACUUCCCAGCCUCCACAGUCACAUGAGCCAACACCUCAGAGUAAAGCUCCUUCUAUAUGUCGAUCAAUGGAUCAAUAGAUAGAUAGAUAGGUAGAUAGAUGAUAGAUAAUAGAUGAAGAUAGAUAAUGAUAAAUGAUAAAUAAUAGAUGAUAGAUAAUAGAUGAUAGACUGAUAGAUAAUAGAUGAUAGAUGAUAAAUAGAUGAUAGACAGAUAGAUAGAUAGAUAGAUAGAUAGAUGAUAGACAGAUGAUAGGUAGUUAGACAGAUGACAGAUAGAUAGAUGGAUCCUACUUGUUGUUUCUCUGGAGAACCCUGACUAAAACGCCUAGAGAUUAUAUUAUAUCAAGUACAAAGGAAUCUCCCUUUCUGUGGGCACUGUUGUGUCUAUCUUUCAUCUGUCUAUCACCUAUCUAUCUAUCUAUCUCAUCUACCCUUCUCCACUAACCAAUCCCCAAUUUUGUCAGGUACCAGAAGAUAGCUCUUAUCUUAAGACUGUGACAGACCUAACCAGAGGACUGCAAUGGGACAAAGGAGAAUGGAGGUGCAGGGUUUGGAGAACAAUAUUUUCUUCUUGAAAAAAAGGGUAUAAAAUUUCCUUUCCUGACUCUCUCCUGAACACAAUUGUGUGACAACAACUGUGUCUAAGGGGCAAAGCCAAGAAAAUCAUGGAGGGACCUACACCUUCAGCCAGGCAACAACUGUGCUGCCACUGCCCAACCCAGGAUGCUGGGUAAGGUCCCCAGAAAAGCCCCACUGUGUUAAAGACUGCGAGCCCAACUACUGCUCGUAGCCAAAGUGAUCCCACCUGUUCCACAGCUACUGGCUUUGAUGACUGCUUCCCAUACACCCACACCAUUAGACAGCUGUGCUUUUGCUGUAUGGCCGGGCCUACAACACAGGCCUUUGAUUUCUAAGAAACAUGAGAGGCCUCUGUACCAGAAGUAAGAAACUGGUAUUUUUCCUUUAGCUGGAUGUUCUGUGGGGUGUGUGUGUGUCUGUCUGUAUGUGUGUCUGUGCGUGCACACACGUGUGAGCUUGUGUGUUUAACUUUCAGAAGAACCAGUGGAAAGUUUAUUUACUAUAAGUUAAAUUUGGAUGAAUGGAAAACAUUCUGUUGUCAAUAUUCCAGAGUCUGACACCCUCACAAACAACAAUACAAGGAGAAUAUAUUUUGAAACGCCUAUGCUGUCCAAUUGCUUUGAGUCAUAUUUAAGCUAAAACAAUACUCAUUUUCACCAAGGACUUACAUAUUUCACAGCGUGACUCUUUUUCUCUAAAUGUGCUUUACUGACUCAACUUCCCCUUUAAGAACACCUGCUAGGCACCAGAUACUUUUGCGUGCAUUUGUUCAUAUUCCUCUUUAUCAUCUUCCUACAGAUGAGUGAAAGGGGAUGAAAUGAUGUCAAACAUCUUCCCCAUGACAGUCUCACUCAGAUCACAAUUAGAAUCUGAUCCCAGGAAUUCUAACCCAGUGCUCUUCCACCUUGAAUAUGCAGAUGGGUCAGCUGGAGGUCUGGUAGAAAUGCUGAUUCUGACCCACCUGUUGUCAGGUGGGGUCUGAGGCUCUCCCUUUGUAAAGAACUCUCAGGCAAGGCUGACAUUUUAUUUGCAACUACAAUGUUUAGAGUUAGCCAAAUUUUUUCAGCAAAUUAUCUUUCUUUUAUUCUCAGUUUUCUCAUCUGACAAAAGGGAUAUAAAAACAGAACAGUACCUACACUUCACUGGGCUGUUUUGAGGUCUAAUGACUUAAAGCAUUUAAAUACAUUUAGAAUGACUGGCAAAUAAGGAGUGUUUACAAUUGGUAGUUAUGACUGUUCUAAAUCGAAGCACAAGUUUUACUGGGGACUUCAAUGUUCACCAGUGAAUUAGACAGGGAUCUGCUUGAAUUGGGGAGACAUAUAGUGAGGAAGGAUAUAAAGACCAUGGACUUCCCAUUCCAGCUCUGCUACCUAAGAAUCCCAUGACCUUGAGACAGAAUAUGCCUCAGGGAUGGCUGCUCACCCAAGCCUACCACCUCAACAAACCCAUUCUCAAGAUGGGAACCAGGAGGCUCUGGCCCCCUCAGGGCAGACUGGAUAUGGAGUGGGUCUGGGAUGGACACCUAAUAGGCAGAAAUGAUUCAGAGGCAAUAUCAAGCCAAUUCUCUCUCUCUCCCAGGAAUUGAAUCGGACGAUAACUUUUCUGCCCUUUUCCUGGUGACUCUUGGAUCAGUGGCUCCUUUGAAAGUAAUUGGGCUUUAAGGCCAUUUCAACCAAGCAAAAUUGUGAAGACAAACAUAAAGAAACAAAGAUAAGAGUCCCACCCACUAAGGAAGACAAAGAGCUGAAGAACAAGAGCAGAGAGAAAGGACAGAAAGAGACACACUAAGCCUCCCUCCAGGUGGCUGAGAGAUUUUUUGUCUUGGUUCAAGUCCUUUGUAAGGCUUAGCUAUAAUUCCUACCCUUGCAUUCUGCAUAAUUACCCUGUGUACUUUUUUCCUUUGCUUUGGAUUUUUUAUAUUUACAACUAAACAAUGCAUGUCUAAGAAACCUGAGUGUUGAGUGAACCUCUUUAAGCCUCAGCUUGCUCAUCUGUAAAACAGAGAUUUAUUCAUUUGUUAAUAAAGACCUACUGAGUGCUUGCUAUUUGCGAAGCACUAGCUAGAUAGUAGGAAAACACUGGUUAGAAAUUCCUGAUAGUAUCCCUACCUUCAUGGAGCUUCUGGUCAAGUAGAAGAUAUAAGCCUUAAUGAAUAAAUUAAUCCUAAGAAUAAAUGUAAAAUUACAACUUGGGUAAGUAACUGGAGAAGUUGAAGAUACAGUAAGAACAUAUUCAAGAGGUAAUGACUUAACAUUAAAUCUAAGAGGGAAUCUAAGUAGAGGCCAACAAGGCAAAGAGGGAAGAGAAAAAGCAUUCUCGACAAAGAGCGGAUCAUUUGCAAAGACUCCUAGGAGAGAAGGCACAUGGUACAUAAGACAAGUGGGCCAGGGUGUUGCAGAGAGAAGGGAAACCACGAUAGGCAAUGAAGCUGGACAAGACGGCUGGGGUCAAAAUGACCAGGGAUGUGUGGGUCAGACUUGAUUAUUUUGUUUUUUGGGGGUUUUGUUUGGUUGUUUGUUUUGACACAGAGUCUCACUCUGUCGCCAGGCUGGAGUGCAGUGGCACGAUCUUGGCUCACUGCAACCUCCACCUCCAGGGUUCUAGCGAUUCUCCUGCCUCAGCCUGAGUAGCUGGGACUAUAGGUGCCCGCCGUCACGCCUGGCUAAUUUUUGUAUUUUUAGUAGAGAUAAGGUUUUCACCAUGUUAGCCAGGAUGGUCUUCAUCUCUUGACCUCGUGAUCUUCCCACCUCAGCCUCCCAAAGUGCUGGGAUUAUAGGCGUGAGACAUCGCGCCUGGCCAGGAUUAAUUAUUUUAAUCAUUAUGGUACUUAUCCUAAGAUCGGUGAUGAGUUUUAAAUAAAAAGGCGUCAUAGUCAGAUCUGCCUUUGAAAACAUCAUGCCUGCCACACUGUGGAAAAUGAACUGUGGGAGGCAAGAGUGGAGAUGAGUGGAUCAGGCAGAAGGUGGCUGCAAAGGCCCAGGGCCUGAAGACCAGAUACAGAGGAGAAAAAUAUGAGUCUGAUUUAGGAUGUACUGAGUGAGUUGUCUCUGAAAUGGCCAGGAUGAGACUGAUAUCUUGAGUGUAUGAGGAUAAAACCCAUUGGGGAAAUCUAGGCCAUGGAUACAAAUGUGUGAGUCAAUGAGACCAAUUUGUAGCCUUCCUGAAAGACAUGAGAACAGGUGAGUUUUUCAAGGGAGAGAUGAUGGCAUGAAAAGAAAAGGGUCAGUGACUUGCACAGAGAAUAUAAGCCAUAAGACAGGCAGACGCAAGACCAGGAGACUGUUGUGUCAUGGGCCAGAGGAUAAAAGUAUUUCUACCAGGACAGGAAGAAGUGGCCAAUAGCAUUCAUCAAAUGAGAUGGUAAAUGAUGAAAUUAAACUGAAUAUCUGACAAAACUCCUCUAAGACAAUGUAUAGCAUAGUGUAGCAUACCCUGAAAAAAUGAUGAUUACUGUUAUUAAUGGCUCACAAACUUUUGUGGACAUCAAACUAAACAAUCUGUAUGUCAGAGUGCCUGACAAGAAGACCUUCAACAAAUGUAAGUAGUAAUCAUUCUUCCCUUUGGAAAACGGGAUGCAUUGUUUUAUGUUUAUAAAUUCCUCCAAAACCAUGAAAUACACAAGACCAUAUAAGAACAAGAAGACAGAAGAGAAUGGAAGGAAAGGGACUCUUUAAAAGUAAGAAGGGUGUUUCCUGGAGACAUAAGUCAAGAGUAAACUGGACUUGUGAGCUUCUCCCAGUGUCAGCCUAUGACAGAAGCAGAGAUAGAUCAAAAGCACCGUAUCCACACACAUAUUCAGAAACAGAUAUACACAAAAAUAUAACACCACUUCCAGAUACAGAAACAAUGAAGAGGCAUAAAAUGGAUUUUUUGGAAAAAAUUCCUUAACAUGUUUUAUAAAUUUCUAAAGGUUUAUCCCAUAUCAAAAACAGUUAAAAUUAUUUAAAUAAAUGAAUAAAGAUCCACAGGAGUCCCAACCAGGAGUGUCCAUCUCCAUGCUGCCAUGAAGACACAGUGUGAGACGGGCUGUCACUGAAUGACGCCAGGGACUCGUUUCCUCUUGUGCCUGCUAAAAAUCCCUUGCAAGUCUGAAAGAGGAAAAUUCUUGCUCUUGAUAAUAUCCCACAUAAUAAUACACUACAGACCCCCAGUGUGACUACCAGUUGGAUAAUUAUACAGAAAUAAUGCAGUGUUCCAAUUCUUUGUAGAAAGAACUUUACACAGAACAGAGGCUUCCUGCCUUGAAAGGGGAACUAUUCAAACGUUGCUGCCUAACUGCUAAAGCAAAGGAGUUCCAUGGCAACGUAGACGCUCCGGGUCAAGUACACGUUCUGAGAAACCAAGGGAUAUGUAAAGAACACAAACCCAUGGGCACAAACCAACAGGGGCCUACACAGGCAGUGUUUUCGCUAAUAAAGCCCUUGUCAUGUCGUAACAUGACAAUUCUGUGGCAGGGCUGAGUACAACAAAAACAAUGAGGGACAAAAGGAAGGAUCUUCCUAAUAGGAGGUUUUUUGCCUCAUUUGCCCAAUCCAAAAAAGGUGGAUUUUCAUUUACUUCAAAUUGGCAAAAAAUAAUAACUCCCACCCUGUUUUGCAUGGCCAAAAGCCCAGAUUUAGAUUUCAACAUUUGCUCAUAUGCUACUGUUUAAGUCAAGUCUUGAACUGUUUCAGCUGCUCCAAAGGGGAGGUCAGAAAUAAGGGGAGUGGACAGGCCCAUGGCCCAGUGGACUCAGGACUCACACUGGAGUCAGGAUCAAGUGAGGUCUCAUUACCUUUGGGCAGUCCCCAAAUGAGCAAGGCAUUUUCAGCCAAGAGUUUGGGAGAACUUGGGUUGCCACAAAGAGAUCUGAACUUGUUUUAACUUGUUAAGUCAGUUGUAGAAACACAAAGGUUUAAAGCAGUUUGAUGGCUAUGUAAAUAAGAAAGUUUGCAAAGAACCUGGGUCUACCUCUGGCUAUUCAGCAGCUUGGCAAGAGAUGACCGAGUUCUCGGAGUCCCCAUCUUUGCAUCUGUGAAAGAAAAGAAGAUGACACAGCCUGCAGUUCUCCUUGGUUCGUUUCAGGCCUAAGUUUUGGGUGCCUCAAUAGUACCUUCCCAACAGCGCCUUCCAGAAGUCUAUCAUUUGGCCUAUUUUUAUUUGGCAACAAUCAAAAUCUCCAUGAUUCCUUGUCACCCAUCAUACCACCUCAGCUACCAAUCACACCAUCUCUGCUACCUGAGCCUGUUAAAUAUGUCCCAGAAGCCAUUUGUGACAUGAUUUUCAUUCCAGCCACCAGCUAUCUCCCAACAGCUUAGUGAUAUAAACGAGUUUUCCAAGCCUCCUUCAAGGGAAAAUAAAAAUACUUAAAGUUGCUUUUGAAAAGUCCUGCCAAGUUUCUAGGCUUAUAUUCUUCAAGGACAUUUUUAUUUAGUGCACCCCUGAGAGGUGGAAAGAAAAGUAACCUGGGAGAAUGUUAGUAUUUCAACAUAGUUAGCCAAUAUUCUCUAGCACAAGAGGUCUUCAGCAACACACUGUCUAAAGCCUUUUUGUACAGAAGUUUCUGCUGGGCUCAGAUUUCUACCCAAAUCUCUGCAGGUACCUUGCAUGCAGCAGUACCAUGACUGCCCGCAGGCCUAUAUUUCUAAACAUCCCCUUCCACCCACCUUGGCUAUCCAGUUUCUGUCCCCUGCACCCCAACUGCAAUGGCCAGAUUUCUGGUUUCAAAAGGUUCUCCAUAGGGACCACCCUAGCACCUAACAGAAAUGGAGGCAAUAUGCAGGGUGGUUAGAGUGGCAUCAUGCAAAAAUUUUUUGAAAGAGCCAGAGAGUAUUUUAGUCUUUGUGGGCCUAGAGUCAGAAUCAAGGAUAUUAUGUAGCUACUUAUAUAACAAGAGAGAAAACAAGUUCCUACAUUUGUAUUCAAAAAAUUCAAAUACAAUAAUAAUUGACUACAACUGCUUGUAAUUACAAGUUGACUAAUGAAAGAUGUGAAUAUUUUUUGGUGAGGGGAUAACAUUUUCCUUAAUGGAGAUUAAAAAUUAGUGUUUCCUCUCAUCAAUAGGAUUUUAAUGUUCAUGCAAAGAAACAUUUUUAGCUCCCUGGCCUUACAAAGAAAGGCAAGGGGCAGGAUUUGGCCCACGUGAUGUAAUUUACCAAAUCAAGGUGGUUUCAGUCACAAGCUUGAGAUUCUGGCUAUGCUUGGGUUGAUGCUAGUGCUACAACUCAUCUGCCAGCUUCUGACUUCACUUCUCCAAGAUAUACUUUUCUCCUCUUUCCAAAGAGGCCAACUGUACGCGUUCCACAAAUGAAUGACCAACAUUUGUUGAACUCCUACUUUGUGCUGGGAAUUAUUCUAUGCUAUGUGUAGAAUAUGCUAUGCCUCAUGUAUUAGCUUGUUUAGUGAUGUGAAAGGAAAUUAAAUCUUAAAUCUAAGUUAAGCCAAAGGGAAAAGUCAAGUUUGGAACAGAGUCACAGAAACCUGCCUCCCCUUUUUGGUUCCUAAAUAACAUGGCUACAAGAUGAAACACUACAAGCCUCCCCCAUAUCUUGCCCACAAAGAAAUUCCUAGUGACCUGCAAGAUCUUUACCUUAAGGUGUUUCUUCUUUCACCUUAAGAUUUCACCAUGGCAAUGUAAAUUGAUAGCUUAUGUUUACAGGUACAGUCACCCCCCUGCCCACCAAACACAAAUACAUAUCCGAUUGUUCCCCUAUCCUGUUUCCUCUGUUAUCUUACGUAAAAAUGCAGAUUCCCUGCAUUUUUCCUCUGCCCCAUUUGUCUAUGUCAUCUUUUGUUUAAAAAAAAAAAAAAAAAGCAGAUUCUCUGAGCCAAACAAAUAAAUGACUAUUUUUCCCUACCUACCUCUUACAUGAAAAUUGUAUACUUCUCAAUAUCCCGCCCUUUCCACUUUAAAUUUGGAGCCCUCAAAAUCACCUUUGGAGAGAGGCAUAGACCUGUCUCCUGGGCACACGUCCUUAACUUUGGCAAAUAAACCUUCUAAAAUGAUUGAGACUUGCCUUGUGAUUUUUCUCUAUUGACAGUGGUCAAUACAUUUCUACAAACAAGGUAUCAUUUUUGUCCCCAUUUUAUAGAUAAAGAGACUGAGGAACAGUGAGGUUAAGCAAAAUGCUCCUGGUUAAAUACCUAGGUACAGAAAGAGGCAGACUGAGAGCACCUCCUUAUACCCAGGACCUGUAUGAAGUGUUUGAUGAAUGUUAACUAUUAUCAUUUUAUUCUUGUUAAUGAGGUAUGUCAAUUAAGUAAUUAGGAUGAAUUUUAAUGUACAUUCCAGAACAUAAACAUCAAAAUGAAUUUUGUCCUUCAAAGGAGUUUACCUUGGAAGGCUUUGUGCAUUCCAAAUAAAGCAUCAUUGUUCAAAAUGCUUUUGGUUUCACCCUUCAAAGCUAUGGUCUAUUAACCCCACAGAGGGCUUUUGAUCUCAUUACUCCAUUGCUCCUAAUUUCCCUUGGUAAAUUAUAAGGUAAUAGAUCAGUUAAUGAAAUAUUAGACCACUCCUAAGAUAGUCUAUUGUUGACUUAGGAAGAGAAGAACUUCUAGUAUCCUUUCAUGUAAAUGGGAAAUUAGAAUGCCAGUGGAGGAUGUUUCCCAAUUUCAGGAUCUGCCACCUACAUCUUAUCUGGGAUCAUUCCCAUUCUCAUCUUUCUGCAGUGCUAGACAGCCCAGGUCGGGAAACUAACCAUGCCUGCAGGUGGUGUCACUCACGUUGCUGACUUCAAGUUCCCCCAGCAAAGGACAAUCUUCCAGGUAACCUUGGACUUAGUUCUACCCCCUUCUUUACUUGUAGUUGACAAGAAUAACUGUAGGAUGUGCUGGGUAUGCACCAUCCUGAGGCAAGGAAGGACUGGCCAGAACAUCCUGGGCUCUUUCUAGUCUCCCUCUGGAAACAGGAUGUCCUUCAGUGCUUUAGCCCAGCAGACCCAAUUACCCUGGGGUAUAAAAUCAAGGGCAGGCUGCUUUCUAAGGUCCCUAAGCAGCAGUGGAAGUGGAGUGUGUGCAGAUGAGACUCUAUUCAGCCCAGGCCCCUUUCCGGAGCAACCAGCUCACAAUGAAUCCCAGGCAUCUGCCAUUCCUGGCUGCCUCUCUAAUAAACUGCUUCAAGUAACUUGUGUGGGGGUGUCCUGUCUCACCAGACUCAAACAAGUCAGUAAUCAGUGCACAAUGAAACUGCUUCACACCUUGCACUGCUGCACACUGGUCCUUUCAUUCACCUGUCAUAGACUCCUGCUCUUCACACCCACAGCUGCUAGGCGUGGCUCCCCAGACACCAGCUUAGUCAUCUGCUAAGAUGAAAGGGAAAUUUUCCCAAGAGGUAAUCAGUUUUCUUCAUUUUCUCUAAACACUUAGGAGGUAUCCCCAAGAUUGCAAACAUAAGCAAAACAGGAGGCACAGGUAUGCAGAUGCAAACCUCCUGGGAAGGGGCUCACAAACCGGGAGCACUAUAGGUCUACUCUAAGGCACCUCUCCUCGGGCAACCUCAAAUGCACACCAGAACUUUAAAUGCAAAAAUCAGAAUUCUCAAAUCCAUACCUCUGACCCAGGUCUCACUUCUGAAUCAAGGACAUGGCUAUUCUGCUCAACCAUGGCCCUGUUGGAAAUAUCCACCUGGCUUUUAAAUAUCGGUGUGUCAACUACGAUGUGCUCAAAAAGCUUCUUCUUCCUGACUUUCAAUUUGUUUUGUGAUUACAUCCCCACACCACAGGCCUCUAUCCACUCUCCCCUACCUUAUGUGCCCUUCCACCCAAUUAAUUUGCAAUGCCCCAUCUUGUCUGCAUAUGUAUCUAUCCAAUAGAAAUAUGAUGUGAGCAAAGAAUGUGAGACCCAUAUGUAAUUUUAAGUUUUCUAGAAGCAAUAUUUUUUUUUGUUUUUGAGACAGGGUCUCGCUCUGUAGCCCAGGCUGGAGUGCAGUAACGUGAUCUCAGCUCACUGCAACUUCCACCUCAUAGGUUCAAGUGAUUCUCCUGCCUCAGCCUCCCAAGUAGCUGGAAUUACAGGUGCCCGCCACCACACCCAGCUAAUGUUUGUUUUUUUUGUUUGUUUUUUUGGAGAUAGAGUCUCACUCUGUCAUCUAGGCUGGAGUGCAAUGGCGCCAUCUCAGCUCACUGCAAACUCCGCAUCCCGGGUUCAAGCAUUUCUCCUGCCUCAGCCUCCUGACUAGCUGGAAUUACAGGCACCCGCCGCCACGCCUGGCUGACUUUUGUAUUUUCAGUAGAGAUGGAGUUUCACCAUGUUGGCCAGGCUGGUGUCGAACUCCUGACCUCAGGUGAUCCACCUGCCUCAGCCUCCCAAAGUGCUGGGAUUACAGGCGUGAGCCACCGUGCCUGGCCGUAACUUCUGUAUUUUCAGUAGAGAUGGGGUUUCCCCAUGUUGGCCAGAAUGGUCUCAAACUCCUGACCUCAGGUAAUCCGCCUGCCUCAGCCUCCCAAAGUGCUGGGAUUACGGCAUGAGUCACUGCAUCUGUCCUAGAAACAAUAUUUUAAAAGUAUAAAAGGGUAAAUUGAAUUAUAAUAUAUAACACAUGCAUGCUAUAAUUUUAAUAUGUAAUCAAGAUAAAAAUAUUAAGAAGAUAUUUUACAUUACCUUUUUCAUACUAUGUUUUGAAAAUCCAGUUUGUGUAUUACACUUACAGCACAUCUUGAUUCUAAUUAGGCACAUCUCAAAUGUUCAGUAGCCACCUGUGGCUAGCAGUUACCAUAGUGGUCAGUGCAGAUGUCAACUCUACCCAACAUUCAAAGAGUAGCUGAACUCUUCCACUCUGCAAGAAAGUUUCACUAGUUUUUGUAGCCCUUAUACAUCUUUUCCUUCUUUGAAUUGCCAUUAACUUGAUAACCAAACACACUGUUGCACAAUUAGCUAAUUCCAUGUAUUUCAUGACUAUAAAUUUUAUCUUCACAACCAGGCUACAAACAUAUAAAGAACAACAUCUGUUUUGUCCCCAGCAUAUCUAUUAUGAUGCCAGAUAUAUCCAUUCAAUAAAUAUAAACUAAUUUUUGAUGACAAAUCAAUAAACCAAGAAAUUAUAUGUCAGUAUUAAAGAAAGGGGGAGAUUGAGGGUGAAAUCAUUAAAAAAAACUCUAAGAAGUAAAGACACAGUGACAUUCAGUUGAAAAAAAUAAUGAUCUAUAUGAAAAUAUAUCAUUGUCAUUCCAAAUGUCACUAUUAUUCAAUUUCACCUGUAUUUUUAGUGUGUGUAAGUUUCAAAUGCUGUCAUAGUAAAACUGUGCCUGCAAUCCUCACCAAACAUGAAGGAAUAACUCUAGAGGAAAACUAGAGAUAAUAACUUGAAUAAAAAUGACAUAUUCAGCAGAAGCUCUCUAUCACAGCUUUAGUUGUUCUGAUUAUUUAGCAAAGUCACCCACUAGACUGUGGUGUCCAGGAGGGAUUGUCUGUCUUGUUCAUGUUGAAUCCUCAGCUCAUGGUGCAUUCAGUCUCAUUACUCCAUUGCUCCUAAUUUCCUUUUCUAAAUUAUAAGCAAACAGAUACGCUAAUAAAAUAUCAGACCACCUCUAAGACAGUCUUAUGUUAACUUAGGAGAAGAACUAGUAAAGUGUCUGGCACAGAGCCAAUACUCAAUUAAGGUUUGUUAUCUGAAUUGGUACCAGAUAGAUCUGGGAUGUGAAUCCCAAUGAUAAAAAAUAAGCAUAACAUAUGUGUUGGGAAAUACGGGUCCAAUGUGAGCAUUGAGAAUGGAGUUAGAAGAAAUAAGCUUAAGUCUUCCUAAUUGUUCUAAGGAGAUUCCCAUGGAUCAGAAACAAUAAGGCAGGGCGCAUGGCGGCGGUGGCGGCGGCGGCAGCAGCGGGGCCGAUGUGUAGUUGGUGACUGCCUCUCCAGAUGCUGAGGUGCCUGUAUCAUUGGCACAGGCCAGUGCUGAACUGUAGGUGGAGUAGGCUGUGCCUUCUGAAGCGGUAUCUAUUUACAAUGAAGUUGCAGUCUCCCGAAUUCCAGUCACUUUUCACAGAAGGAUUGAAGAGUCUGACAGAAUUAUUUGUCAAAGAGAAUCACGAAUUAAGAAUAGCAGGAGGAGCAGUGAGGGAUUUAUUAAAUGGAGUAAAACCUCAGGAUAUAGAUUUUGCCACCACUGCUACCCCUACUUAAAUGAAGGAGAUGUUUCAGUCGGCUGGGAUUCGGAUGAUAAACAACAGAGGAGAAAAACACGGAACAAUUACUGCCAGGCUUCAUGAAGAAAAUUUUGAGAUUACUACACUACGGAUUGAUGUCACCACUGAUGGAAGACAUGCUGAGGUAGCAUUUACAACUGACCAGCAGAAAGAUGUGGAAUGCAGAGAUCUCACUAUAAAUUGUAUGUUUUUAGGUUUUGAUGGCACUUUAUUUCACUACUUUAAUGGUUAUGAAGAUUUAAAAAAUAAGAAAGUUAGAUUUGUUGGACAUGCUAAACAGAGAAUACAAGAGGAUUAUCUUAGAAUUUUAAGAUACUUCAGGUUUUAUGGGAGAAUUGUAGACAAACCUGGUGACCAUGAUCCUGAGACUUUGGAAGCAAUUGCAGAAAAUGCAAAAGGCUUGGCUGGAAUAUCAGGAGAAAGGAUUUGGGUGGAACUGAAAAAAAUUCUUGUUGGUAACCACGUAAAUCAUUUGAUUCACCUUAUCUAUGAUCUUGAUGUGGCUUCUUAUAUAGGUUUACCUGCUAAUGCAAGUUUAGAAGAAUUUGACAAAGUCAGUAAAAAUGUUGAAGGUUUUUCACCAAAGCCAAUGACUCUUUUGGCCUCAUUAUUCAAAGUACAAGAUGAUGUCACAAAAUUGGAUUUGAGGUUGAAGAUCUCAAAAGAAGAGAAAAACCUUGGCUUAUUUAUAGUUAAAAAUAAGAAAGAUUUAAUUAAAGCAACAGAUAGUUCAGACCCAUUGAAACCCUAUCAAGACUUCAUUAUAGAUUCUAGGGAACCUGAUGCACCUACUCGUGUAUGUGAACUACUCAAGUACCAAGGAGAGCACUGUCUCCUAAAGGAAAUGCAGCAGUGGUCCAUUCCUCCAUUUCCUGUAAGUGGCCAUGACAUCAGAAAAGUGGGCAUUUCUUCAGGAAAAGAAAUUGGGGCUCUAUUACAACAGUUGCGAGAACAGUGGAAAAAAAGUGGUUACCAAAUGGAAAAAGAUGAACUUCUGAAUUACAUAAAGAAGACCUAAAACUGAUGGCUACUGAAAAGCAGAGCAUUUCUGGUAAGACUAAAUUUUCUCCCCUCCCUCUUAAUGAGGUUUUAGAGACUACACCAGAAUAAAAGACAGUUUAGGGGACCUCUGUAGAACAACAAGGGUCUUAUUUUGUGAAUUAUAUUUCAAGAACUAAACUGAGAUCCACCUUUCUGGAUCUGAUUUAUAUCACUGAAUGUACAGUUCUUUUGGAAUAGUUUCACCUGAGAAAACAUAGUUGGCUAUUAUCUUAACCUGUUCAGGCUUUUAAAAAAAAAUUGUUUUUGCAUAGGGUAGUACUAAGAUCUUAAAAAGUGGUAACUUUCUUGAAGAAAAAAUGUUUAUUGUUUGCAAUUGAGAUAACUGGGUUACCUUAACAAUGACUGUCUAUGAUGUGUCAGUUCUUAUCUGAAUUCCAAAAUAAACUUGUGCGUAAAAAAGAAAAAGAAAAAAAAAAAAGAAACAAUAAGGCAGGGAGACAGCACCUCCACUUGUAAAGAAAGUGCAGAAUAUGGGAUCUUUGCCUCCAGAAAGAUUCAUUUCUUUCUCUGUGUAUAGAGAAUCCCAAUAAACCUUCACAGUAAAAUGUUAGAAGGUCUUACCUUGGUAUGCUAAAGGAGAUAUGUAAUAAUCUGCUGAUCCAAAACUCAAUGAAUAAGACGGCUAAAAAGAAUGAAGUCAGAUGAAGAUGAAAUUCACAUAAUUCAUGGAGCAAGCCAAACGGAGCUGAGCAGUCAACAGGAUACUAUUCCAUGCUCCCAAACAAUAAGGGCCAAUGAAUGUUCCCAGGCUAGAAAUGCCCCCCACUGGGCUGUUUAAUCUCCCUACUCACAAGCAAAUUCUGUAUCCAUACUCUACUCUGAGAUUAAUCAUGAGCAUCAGCCUAGGCCCAAAACUUAAAGUUAAUAUAAUAUAUUUUUCCUUCUUUUCUAUUUAUAUUUGGUGGCAUGUGUGGCAGGCUGGGGGACGUGUGUGUCUGUGUGUGUGUGUGUGCGUGUGUGUGUGUGUGUGUAAUGUACAGGCUACCCUAAAAAUGGGUGAGCCUGCAUUACCAGAUAUCUCAAUGACAUAGAGCAACUGCAAAAUCAAACCAGACAAAGAAAAACAGUAAUUGUCAAAAUGGCCAUAUGAAAUAAUGAUUCUUAAAAGGGACGCCUUUGACCAUCACAUAAUGCUGGGCCAGUUGUAUUUCCAGUGAGUUCUCAUGUGAGGUUCCCUUGACAUACUGAAACAAGGGAGAAGCCUGGAUGGAUAAGCAAGGGCAAUCUAACUGAUGCAGGAUAGGUGAGCCCCAGAAUUGGGGCUUAGCCCAGGUGGGUGCUUGGCUUUGCCCAGAAAAGAAUUCAAGGGAGAGUUGGUUGAGUCAGACAGCAACUCUUAUUGAAGCAGCAGUGUCAGAGCAGCAGCAGAGGCACUGCUCCUUGCAGAGCAGGGCUACCCCAUAGGCAAUGUGUCCAGAGUACAUUCUCAGAGGCAGUUCUGCACUCAUAUUUAUACCUACUUUUAAUUACAUGCAAAUUAAAGGGUAGCUUAUGCAGAAAUUUCUCGGUCAGCGUGUCUUACAGAAAACUGCUUCCCUACCUCCCGCCCUGUUUUAGCUGGUCCUAAAUUUGGUAUGGUGCCCCAGUCCCACCUCCAGAGUUGAGUCUUGCCUCCUACCUCAUCAACUGCUGACAGAGCACAGAGAAAAUGCAAAUGUGGCAGAACAGGACAUUUAUUUCCUGGGCCUAUUUACCUUUAAGAACCAUUUCAAAAACAGUUGGAAGACUUUAAAAGAAAUGCAUAUAACAUCUAUAGUUCAAUGGCCCAAUAACUGUUGCUACCCGAUGCCCUUUAUACUGAGGUUGGCUUGAUCCUUAGCUAAUUUUUAGUGUUUAGCACAUGCAACUGAUAACCAGACCCUGACUUGUCAAAUUCCCAUUCAUCAACCAGCAGUUUCUCCCUGCAUGUUUCCAGUAUCAUGGAGAUACAAAUUUGAGUGCAUAAUUUAGCCCUUGCUGGACUACUCUUAGGAGUAGGGAAUGUCCAUUCCCAUGCCUAGCUUGAAGCCUGCUGUGUAUCAACAACAGCAUAUAUGAUUGUUGAACCAAAUUGGGGUUGCUGAUUGAUAUGGCCUGGCCAAAAUCUCACCCAAAUCUCACCUUGAAUUGUAAUAAUCCCCAAGCGUCAAGGGUGGAGCCAGGUGGACACAAUUGAAUCAUGGGGUGGUUUCCCCCAUACCGUUCUUGUAGUAGUGAAUAAGUCUCACAGAUAUGAUGGUUUUAUAAAGGGGAGUUCCCUGCACAUGCCCUCUUGUCUGCCACCAUGUAAGACGUACCUUUGCUUCUCCUUUGCCUUCUGCCAUGAUUGUGAGGCCUCCCCAGCCAUGUGGAACCAUGAGUCCAUUAAACCUCUUUUCUUUAUAAAUUACUUAGUCUCAGGUAUGUCUUUAUUAGCAGCAUGAGAACAGACUAAUACACUGAUCUUCUUUUGGAAAUGUGGAAGAAAAUUACUUUCUUCCAAGGACAACUUCCUUUCUGUAUUACUCACAAAUGGACAUCUAUUAAAUCUAUAUUUGUAACUUCACUACUCAGGAAUCUUAAAUUUCCUUUCAGCAUGGAAAGGGCAACUGGUGGAUCACCCCAUUCCCUGCCCGAUUCCCCAACCUGCUUUUAGCUCAGGAAACCAGCUCUUCUGUACUCUGAAAGCAAAACUCUGCUCUUGUUUGUGUAAAGUGGCAUAAAAAUCAUAGGGACAUCAAUAUAAAACAGAGUAAUCUUGUUCAUGUUUUAGUGUAUCUUAUGAUUUUAAAAGCAGGAAAGGAAUUUCCCAUUUAGAAUGCUUUAGAUUUGUCUCCAUCAAAACAUGCAAAAGGUCUUAUAGAUUCUGAAGUUUAUCUCUCCACUCCAUGUCUACUGACAUCACAAAAGGUCAUUUGUGAUUUAGGGAAUGCAAAAUUAGAAGUCUGGAAUUUCUGGCUCUUCCUACAUGUUGAAAUUGUGCCAAAGGAAUAAUGACAGUUACACUUGUAAUGUACAGAAGAUCAUAUGAAACUAGUAGACAGUUAUAGCAAUUAUACUGGAAAAAAUAUGAAAUUAUAGAAUGUGUGAUCACUUAUGACUGAAAAUCAUUUGUUAUUGUAGGCUUCUAGAAGAAUGCUCAUAGGAAAGUCUGAUGGGUGUUGGCAAAAAAAAAUCUCCUAUGCAUUCUGUACCUCCAUUCAUUCAUCAGCUAAAAUGGGAUAACAAAGAAAAUUUUGAUAUGUGCAUACUCACACUGUAUCACAUGUAGAAUUAUGUGAAAAGCAAAUGAAACAAAUCUGCAAGAAAGUUAUUUGGAAAUAAAUAAAGAACCAAAAUGUUUUAUUACUAACUAAACAUUUAAAUGAACUGGUAUUUUAAAAAAAAAACUUUCAGUGACACAUCACGGUAUAAAGUGUAAUAAUGCAUCGAUUCUGGUUUCUGACUCAAAUAUACCAUUUCUUAAAGAGUAUUAUCUGACAUCAAAUGAGUCUUCAUUUAGAGAAGAUCUCCAGGAGCUGAUAGGGAGCGAUUUUCAGGAUGUAUUUUUAAAAAAAUAAAAAAUAAAUAAAAAGCUUCAUCUGAAGAGUGUGUAUAACAUGGUCCUUUUGAGCAAUUAAAAAAAAAGGAGAACAGGAAUCCACACUUUACACAUGUAUUUUUACAAAAAGAAACAGGGGUUAAGUAAGGUAAACUAGAAAGUAAUGACAAGGGCUAACAAGAGAGGUGAGUGGGGGCCAGGCAUGGUGGCUCAUGCCUGUAAUUCCAGCACUUUGGGAGGCCAAGGCAGGCGGAUCACCUGAAGCCAGGAGUUCAAGACCAGCCUGGCCAACAUGGUGAAACCCCGUCUCUACUAAAAAUACAAAAAUCAGCCGAGCAUGGUGGCGGGCGCCUGUAAUCCCAACUACUUGGGAGGCUGAGGCAUGAGAAUUGCUUGAACCUGGAAGGCAGAGGUUGCAGUAAGCCAAGGUCGCACCACUGUACUUCAGCCUGGAAAACAGAGUGAGAUUCUGUCUCAAAAAAAAAAAAAAGAGGAGUGAGUGGGAAUAGGGGUGGGGGUAAGAUGGGAACAAUACUUCUGUGGAUACACCUUUAUAUAUGUGUGUGUAUAUAUAUAUAUACACAUAUAUACACACACAUAUAUACAUAUAUACACAUAUACAUAUAUAUGUGUAUAUAUGCGCGUGUGUGUGUGUGUGUGUAUAUAUAUAUAGUUUUUACUUUUGAACCAUGUAAGUGUUUCUCAUAUUGAAAAAUACAAUUAAAUUAGAACAAAAUGAGGAGAAAAAAUAAACUCCAUCUUUGAAUGUAAGCAGUACUGGAUGGGAUACUUGUAUUGUGAUGAUUCACAGGAAUGUCUCAUUCUUAAGAGAUUCAUGCUGGAGGAUUUGGGAGUGAGGCAUCAUUAUAUGUGCAACUCACUUGCAAAUAGUUUAGCCAAAAGAAAAUGUAUAUGCACAUAUAUACUCCUAUGUGCACACAUAUAUGCACACACACACACACACACACACACAUACAUGGAUAGGAAGGGAAAAGAAAGAUAAAGUAAAUGAAAGAAAAUCUUAAAACAUAGUAAACCUAGGGUCAAUGGUCUGAAGGUUUGUAUCUUUCCAAAAUUCGUCAAAAUCCUAACCCUGAAAGUGAUACUAUCAGGAGAUGGGGUCCCUAGGAGGUAAUUAGCUCAUGAUGAUGGAGCCCUCAUGAAUGGGAUCAGUGCCCUUAUAAAAGGGACCCCAGAGAGCUCUCUCUCAUCCUAUUUCCACCACGUGCAGAUACAAGGAGAAAAUAGGAAUCUGCAACCUGGCAGAGGGCUCUCAGCAGAACCUGACCACGCUGGUUCCCUGAUCUUAGAUGUUCAGCCUCCAGAACUAUGAGGAAUAAAUGUCUGUUCUUUAUAAGCCACCCAGGGUAUGGUACUUUGUUAUAGCAUCUUGAAUGGACUAAGAUGCCAAGUGAACAUCAUCAAAAAUAAUUUUACCUUUAUUCUUUUUCUUCUACCACUGCAUAGAAUUUUACCCCAAGCUUAGAAGAACUUCUGGGGACUUGCUGGCCUCAUUGGUAGGAGAUGGGGGGACAAGAAGUUAGAGAGGCAGGUAGGAGUUCGCACCUUGAGAUAUGAAAUUGGGUUGUAGAGAUUUUAAAUCUAAAAAGACACCUGUGGACUUUGUCUUAGAAGAAUGAACAAACAAAUUCAGAACAAGUCUUCCUGCAGGUCAGAUUCCUAGUGAAGUGGCUGAGUAAAAGACAUGCAAAUUUAAAAUUCUGAUGGACAAUACCAAAUUGUACUACAAAAGAAUAACAUAACUGAUCAGUGAUAUACACCUUGGGUAUUUUAUUCAUUUAAACAAAUAUUUGAUUAGAGGGCCAAGAACAGAAGGUUAACCACAACCCUGACUCAUGAGCUUUUGAAUGAUAUUUUCCUUGUUGAUGAAGCUGAAGGUACUUCUACCCAGGGAUUUGCAUCACCCCAAAACUGUCCUACAACCUACUCCAGUGACCACUGCCAAAUCGGGCAGAAUUACUUAUUUUACAUCUUUACAUGUGAAAAAUGGAGAAUAAAGCCAUUUUGAAAAAGCCAUUAUCAUAAAAUAAUGAGAAAUACAACCAGGAAAGCAGGUUUUCGCCCAACUUUGUAUUUCCUAAAAAUCCAUAAACAGAAUAAAAUGCAGGAUUCUUAUAAACAAUUGUGUCAUUUUUAAAAAGAGUUUUUAGAAGAAUAAUCCUGAGUUAAAUGCAGAGUGCCACUGUAAUAAAUAUAGUAUUAUUUGUACAAUAUUUUUUAAUUAGGGGGAAAAAGCCUAGGAGAUUUAGCUGGAAAAGUUGCUCCUUUCACAAAUGCCCCCCAGCAGGAGGGACCCAGCAGUGUGAACUAUGGGAGGAAUAUUCAGCCCACACCCUCUUAAAAUAAUGUUGUAGAAUAUCUAGUAAAAUCUCUCUUCUAGGGGACCAAGAGUCCUCAGCCUACCUCCCUCAUCAAUAGACACUUCUACAGAACAUAAAACAAGCUAAAAAGCAACACAGCCCAAAUGGAAAACUCACAGAUGACAUACAAUCAGCUUAAAAAGAGGAAGCAAGUAAGCCAAGUACAGUGUAGACCAUUAAGAGUUACUCAGUCUUGGAAAGCCCUUGUGUGAAAUCUAAGAUUUUCCAGCAUCCUUAACCUGGGCUUUCUGUUUGUGUAUAGGUGAGGAGAAACUUGAAAGUGGAGUCCCAUUUUAAAAGAUGUGCCAUUUAACUAUGAAUCCCUAUUGACGUCAUUCCUGCAGCCAUCAGAGCUUAACCCUACAAACCAAGCUAAGAUCCGUCUAAGUCAUUUGCUGUUGGGCAUAAUGAGAUGUUACUGUUGCAUUUUUAUUGCCAUUAGAAUAAAUUGCUCACAAGAGAAGGAUGCUUCAGCUAUUAAAAUAAGUGAGCAGAAAAAAAGCUCAGGUAUAUAAGUAUGUUUUAUGUGAAACCGUCAGCCAACCAUCUGCAAAUCAUUUUAGUUCUGUAAGCUAAUAAAAAGUGCAUGUGUUUUUUCUCCUAUUUAUCUUCUAGAAGUUUUUUCUUGUGUCUACCACUCAUCAGAAUAGAUUUUUAUUUUCUCCUCCAUCUACAUUAUUUCACAGGCUCCUCUAAUAGAUGCUGUCUCUAAAGCUGUACAGAAGAAUUACCGAGACAUGCUUUCUGAGUUUGUAUAAAUCUCAAAAUAAGCAAACAAACUGAUUUCUCUCACGUUUUGGCUGGAAUCACACCAAAACAAUUCCAUUGAUCCACUGCUGCCCACCAGCCCUCCAAGUGCACACAGGCCUGAGCAGGGCCUUUCAUAAUCAGAACAGAUGCAUUGAAAUAGCUUUAAAUAGAAUGCUCUGCCAGGAGACAAGGAAGACAGAGUAUCAGGUUCCCAAAGCACAUUUGCCAUUAAUAUUCUGAGCUCAUGAAUGCCAGUAACUUCUUGAAAACUUGAUUUCCAAUGUCAACUUAAAUCUGUUGAUUUCUGUCCUAAGAUUUCGCAAAAAACAAUUAUUCUACCUCCUCCAGUCCUACCAAUACAAUUGUGUUGUGUACAAGACACAGAAAGGGGUUUAUUGACAUUUUCUGUUCACCCCCUGAAGAUAAUAGUCCUCACUUGAAUAUUAUAACAACAAACCAUUGAAAAGCAAAAUUUGGGCUAUUUCUACUCACUGUUAGCAGAUGAAGAAUAGUAUCAUAUCAGUUACUUAUUUCCAAAAGAAAAUCACGUUCUCGGUAUUAAAUGGGAUCAGGAAUUUUUUCCUGUAGGUCGUUAUAAAUUUCAAACUGUUUUUCUCAUUGGGUCACCAUUUCAAUGUGUAGCUGGCAUACUGAAUAAGCAGGACUCAAAAGUGUAAUUUAUUUUGGUCCUCCACUACCCCCUUAGAAUGUGUUUAAUAGGGGAGAAUUUAUCUCCUGCCCCUGGAUAAAAAUUCAAGGAACUAAGUCCCACAGGGAAGAGAAACAAGAUGUGCAGAAGAGAUCUGAUUUGACUGGUACUGAUGAAAUCUGGGUCUAGCUGAUAUUUAAGGCACUUUUCUGGAUUAUCUGGGGUACCCAUCUUCCCCAUAGCUCAGGACCUUUCAUGACAGCUCUCUUGAUGCAAAUGAGGCCCUUUUCUCUAGCUGGCCACUAACUCUUUCCAUGACCCAAAGAUCCAAUGAUACCACCAGCUUUUCUCUGAUGCGAGCUGGUCAAACCCAGGUGAACCUAUUUGAUACCAUCUAAAACCAGUGGCCCCUUGCUCCUGCUCAUGGGAGACUUACAUCAGGUCUUUGAGAAAUAAUCAACACCUUUUUGCCACACACUCUCUCCUUUGCACACUGAAGUAGCUAGCCAGAAAGGAGAUUUACAGCUAGGGAAUAAACCCCAUACUUCUAUGAGCCCUCCCCCCUCCGGUGAACACAACAAUUUAUCCUGUUGGAGCCUUCUCAAUGGCCUUGAGGGAAAGGAGAGGUAUGUGCAUAUUCUCUGGCCUCACCAACCCCAUCCUCUAGGGGAUGGGGAAGAACGGCUCUUGCAAAGAAUAUCCACUUUUGUAUUCUCUCUUUUAAUCUUCAAUAACGCAAUCCUUUUUAGCUUCUAUGCAGUGAAUGGUUUAAGGGUUUAUAUAAAACUGGCUUUUCAAAUUUCAUUAAAAACUUUGUAUUUGGUCUGGAGUCUUGGUGUGUCCUAUCUACUAUGUUUUCAUGCCUCAGACAAAAACUUCUUAAAAAUGCUGCUCCUCCAAAAAAGAUAUACAGAUGGAAAAUAAGCAUAUGAAAAGAUAUUUCACUUCCUAUGCCAUUAGGAAAACACAAAAUAAAAACAAAACUGAGAUAUGACUUGUAUCAGUCUAUUUUCGCACUGCUAUAAAGAAUAGAUGAGACUGGGUAAUUUAUAAACAAAAGAGGUUUAAUUGACUCAUAGUUCCACAUGGCUGGGAAGUCCUCAGGAAACUUCUCAUGAUGGCAGAAAAUGAAGGGGAAGCAAGGCACGACUUACAAGGCAGCAGGAGGGAUACAAAGAGAAGGGAAUUGCCAAACACUUUCAAAUCAUCAGAUCUCACGAGAACUCACUCACUAUCACAAGAACAGCAUGGGAGAAAUCACCCCCACGAUUCAAUCACUUCCCAUCAGGUCCCUCCCUCAACACAUGGGAUUACAAUUCAAAAUGAGAUUUGGGUGAAGACACAGAGCCAAACCAUAUCACUCUGCCCUUGGCCCCUCCCAAAUCUCGUAUCCCUCUCAUAUUUCAAAACACAAUCAUGCCUUCCCAACAGUCCCCCAAAGUCUAAACUCAUUCCAUCAUUAACCCAAAAGUCCAAGACCAAGGUCUCAUCUGAGACAAGGCAAGUCCCUUCCACCUAUGAGCCUGUAAAAUCAAAAGCAAGUUAGUUACUUCCAAGAUACAAUGAGAGUACAGGCAUUGGUUAGAUGCUCCCAUCCCAAAUAGGAGAAACUGGGCAAAACAAAGGGGCUACAGGCCCCAUGAAAGUCCAAAACCCAGCAGGGCAGUCAUUAAAUCUUAAAGCUCCAAAAUGAUCUCCUUUGACUCCAUGUCUCACAUCCAGGGCACACUGAUGCAAGAUAUGGGCUCUGAAGGCCUUAGGCAUCUCCACCUCUGUCGCUCUGCAGGGCACAGCCACCACAGAAGCUUUCAUGGGCUGGCAUUGAGUGCUUGCAGCUUUUCCAAGUGCACAGUGCAAGCUGUUGGUGGAUCUACCAUUCUGGGGUCUGGAGGAUGGUGUCCCUCUUCUCAUAGCUCCAUUAGGCAGUACCCCAGGGGGAUUCUAUGUGCACGUUCUAACCCCACAUUUCCCUUCCGCGUUGCCCUAGCAGAAGCUCUCCAUGAGGGCUCCACAGCAGACUUCUGCCUGGACAUCCAGACGUUUGCGUACAUACUCUGAAAUCUAGGUGGAGGUUCCCAGACCUCAACUCUUAGCUUCUGCACACCUGCAGGCCCAACACCAUGUAGAAGCUGCCAGGGCUUGGGGCUUGCACCCUCUGAAGCCACAGCCUGAGCUGGAGCAGAUGGGCGGUAAGAUGCCCAGUCCCAAGGCUGCACAGAGCAGCAAGGCCCUGGGCCCAGCCCACAGAACCAUUUUUCCCUUCUAGGCCUCUGGGCCUGCAAUAGGAGGGGCUGCCUUGAAGAUACUUGAAAUGCCCUGGAGACAUUUUCCCCAUCAUCUUGGCAAUUAACAUUCAACUCCACAUUACUUAUGCAAAUUUCUGCAGCUGGCUUGAAUUUCUCCCCAGAAAAUGGGUUUUUCUUUUCUGUCACAUAGUCAGGCUUCACAUUUUUUGAAAUUUUAUGUUCUGCUUCCCUCUUAAACAGAAGAUCCAAUUUCAGAUUAUCUCUUUGUGAACACAUAUGAGCAUACUAUUUUAGAAAUAGCCAGAUCACCUCUUGAAUGCUUUGCUGCUUAGAAAUUUCUGCUUCUUAGAAAUAUCUUCCACCAGAUGCCCUAAAUCAUUUCUCUCAAGCUCAAAGUUCCACAGAUCUCUAGGGCCGGGGCAAAAUGCUGCCAGUCUCCUUGCUAAAGCAUUACAAGAAUGACCUUUACUCCAGUUCACAAUAAGUUCUUCAUCUCCAUCUGAUACCAUCUCAGCCUGGACUUCACUGUCUAUGUCACUAUUAGCAUUUUGGUCAAAAUCAUUCAACAAGUCUCUAGGAAAUUCCAAACUUUCCCACAUGUUCCUUUCUUCUUCUGAGCCCUCUAAACUGUUCCAACCUCUGCCCAUUACCCAGUUCCAACGUUGCUUCCACAUUUUCAGGUUAUCUUUAUAGCAGUACCCCAUUCCUUGUACCAAUUUCCUGUAUUAUUUUGGGUUUUUUUUCACUGCUAUAAAGAUACCUGAGACUGGAUAGUUUAUAAACAAAAGAGGUUAAUUGACUCACAGUUCUGCAUAGCUUGGGAGGCCUCAGGAAACUUACAAUCAUGGCAGAAGGCAAAGGGGAAGCAAGGCACAUCUUACACGGCCACAGCAAGGAUAGGGAGAGAGAGUGAGGGGUUAGCUGCCAAACACUUUUAAACUAUCAGAUCUCAUGAGAACUCACUCACUAUUAGGAAAACAGCAUGAGUGAAACUGCCUUCAUGAUCCAGUCACUUCCCACCAGGUCCCUCCCCUGACAUGUGGGGAUUACAAUUCAAGAUGAGAUUUGGGUGGGGACACACAGCCAAACCAUAUCACAACCAGACACCUAUUAGAAUGGCCACAUCCAGAACACUGACAACACCAAACACUGGCAAGGAUGUAGAGCAACAAGAACUCUCAUUCACUGCUGGUGGAAAUGCAAAAUGGUACAGCCACUUGGAGGGCAGUUUUGCAGUUUCUUACAAAACUAAGUAUACUCUAAUUACACAAUCCAGGAAUAAUACUCCUUGGUAUUUACCUAAAGGAGUUGAAAAAUCAAGUCCACACAAAAAUCUGCACACAGAUUUUAUAACUGCUUUAUUCAUAAUUGCCAGUACUUGGAAGCAACCAAGAUUUCCUUCAGUAGACGAAUUAAUAAAUAAAUUGUGGUACUUCCAGAUAUUGGAAUUUUAUUCAAAUCUAAAAAGAAAUGAGCUAUCAAAUCGUGAAAAGACAUGAAGAAACCUUAAAUGCAUACUAUUAAGUGAAAGAAGCCAAUCUGAAAAGGCUACAUACUAUAUGAUUUCAACUACCUGACACUCUGAAAAAGGCAAAACAAUGGAGAGGGCAGAAAGACUGGUGGUUGCCAAGGAGUUAGGGAGAGAAUAGGCAGAGCACAGAGGAUUUUUAGGGCAGGGAAACUAUUCUGUAGGAUACUCUAAUUGUGGAUUCAUGUCUCCAUACAUUUGUCAAGACCCAUAGAAUGCAUAUCGCCAAGAGUGAACCCUAAUGUAAACUAUGGACUUUGGGUGAUAAUGAUGUGUAAAUGUAGGUUUACUGAUUGUAACAAACAUACCACUCUGGUGGGGGGGUGUUGACAGUGUAGGACGCUGUGCCCGUAUGGGGACUAGAAUGUACAGAAACUCUGUACCUUCUGCUCAAUUUUGCUGUUAACCUAAAACUGCUCUAAAAUGUAAAGUCUACUUAAAUCAUAAAUAGAUUUAAGUAAUAAACAGACUUAAUAAUAAAGAAACAAAAAAGGGGGGAAAAGGUGCUGUUCCUACUUUAAGUAACUAGGAAUGUUUUGUUCAAUACUCCCCAAAGCAUCCUUCUUUGCCUCAUUAUCUGUAGUGUACAAGAAAGUGAACCUACUGGCAUAGAAAGUAGCCAGAUUUAGGAAAAAACCCUAAUCCUCCCUAUAUUCCUUAUCCUUCCAAGAUUAUCUACAUCAAGCAUUAAUCAUAUUUUGGCCUUUGAUUCUGCCAAGCCACACUAUGAAACUCUUGACCCCAAAUUCUUCCCAUCUUAUACAAUAUUGGCACAGGGAGGAAAAGCAGAGCUCACAGGAACUGGGAUCCCUCAUUGUUUAGGCGAUUUUUCUGGCUUUCUCUGUUAUUCUGAUGUGAUUUUUGUUCCCCUUAUUUUCCUUCAGGAUAGCAGGCAUUGAUUCAAUCAGUUCUUUUUUUUAUAAAGUAUCCUGACUCUCUUUGAGAAUCUGAUGAAAAUUAUGGCUCCUUUACCCAUUUCUGUAUCUAAUUUCAAGUCUCUGUGUGCUCUCUGAAACUCAUUCAUAAAUCCCCUCAGCUCCCCACCAAGUAAACAACGCUUAAUAUCACUCAUAACCACAUGCCAUGCCCUCUUUAUCCUACCACAAAAAUGUUUUGUCAUUUCUAUGGAGCCCAAAUAAGAAAACAAUUUGCCCCCACGAGUCAAUCAGUUUUUCAUCAUUUUUACCAAAUAUUUAUGGAACAGCCACAGUACGCAGAGCAUUAAGAGAAGAGUGUGGUUUGAUUAGACACAAGUGUGAUUCAUCAAGAAAUGCUCUCUUCGGCCAAUGUCAUGUAAUCUAGUGAUUUCCAACAAGAUGAUGCUCCCAAGCCUCUCUGGCCCAGAUUUCUCCCCAAGCUUCAGACUUGAAUGUCCACUGGAUAUCCCCAUUCGGGUCUCCCACAGUCACCCCAAACUCAACAAGUCUGCAACACAUUAGCCUGCCCCAAAUCUUGAUCCUCUCCCUGCAUUUCCUCUCUCAGUAGCUGGCAACUCCACUCACCAUUCAACCACAUCAAAAAUGUGGAAGGCAUCUUUGACUCUUCCCCAUCUUCAUCCUGAUCAUCUUGAUAUCCCGUUUGUCAGCAAAGCUCUGCCAGUGUGAAGCCCCAGUGGUUCUUGAAUACAUCCACCACUACAGCCACUGCUUGGGCUGCACACGAUUCAUGGUGCUGAUGUGAAAUCAGUGUUCUUUAACUAGGAUUUUCCUCCUUAAAGUCAUGGAAGCCAAAGUUCUCUGCUCUCUGGCUAGGAAUCUAGAAGGUACAGCCAAAGAUCAGAGCAGAUGCUGAGGGAUGAUGCUAGAAACAGAGUCCAUAAGGCAGGAUGCCGGUCACUGACAUUUUAUUUCUGGCCACCAGGCAGCUUUGGUCCCAGUUGGUCAGUAACGUUUUUGAAGGGAUGAUUUCUAUCUAGCCUUAAUUAAAUUGUUUCACCUUUCAACUUGGCCAAGGAAAUAAUCUGAUGAAUGCAGACAAUAAUUUGUCCAUCAGAAUACAAUCUCAUGGAAUCAUCUUAGAAAUGUGGUUUUUAUCCAAGUGCUUGAUUCAGAAUAACAGAUGCGGUUGAAAGAGCUUUCAGUCACAGCUUCUUCCUCUUAACAACCAAUUAUUUCAGGUCCAGGUUAUUUGGGAAGUAUUAAUUUUCACUUCAAAAUAGUUUUUAAAGGGUGUAGGGCAAUAUUAUUAAAAAUUAAAAUGGGAACGCUAUUACAGACUAAGAAUAUUCAGGGAAUCAAGGCUCUCCAUUUCUAGUGUAUAUGAGAAAUAGCCACUGCAAAAAGAUGUAAAUGACUACAUAUUUAAUGACAGACAUUCAGUAAAAAUAUAUUCAGGCACACAUGGUUUCAUUUCAUUAACAACAAGAGAUAACUUUUAUCCAGCACUCACAAUGUGUACCAAGCAUGGUGUUAACAUUUUAUACAUAACAUGUGACACCAUCACAGAAGCCUAUGAUAUUCUCACUAAAAUUACCUCCAUUUUAUAGCUGAAGAUACUAUGGUUUAGAGAUGUUAGUAAUUCAUCAAUGAUCACACACUCUUAACCCUGAACUAGCAAAGGGUUUCUUUAAGCAUAAACCUACACUGCAGAGGAACGGCAAGAAGAGGAAGCAUAUAAAUUAAAUUGGAUAUAGUUCAUGUCCUAGAAAAGGCAGGGGAGGGAGAGAAAAAUGGCAGUGUACAAGGAUGGAUUUAGUGCCAGUUACACAGUAGGCUUCAUUAAACUAUGACUAAGCUGAAUGUGUAAUUAAAGGAAAUUAGGUUAAAUGGGGUAAAACCCUGAGUGAAACUUUUACAAAACUGAAAUUUAAAUUACAUUAUAAGAAACCACUCAGAGUAACAGGAUUUACUGACAGCUGACCAGUUGUGUCUUCAACAUGCCCUCUUAUGGCCAGAAUCAGCCUGCUACCAUGCCAGUUGGCCAGGCCAUAUAGCCAGACCAAACAACCAGCCAUUCCUGAAACACUCAGCUUGCUGUCUCUCGGGGGUUCUAUUAGCAAACUUUGACAGUAAAUUUUAGAGUUGUCUUUCAUGUAAAUAUAAAGUCUCUAUAUCAUCCUUCAUUACACAUAAUAAGCUUUUUUAUUAUAAGUCCUUUAUUUUAAUGAGAAUUUUUGAAAAAUUAUAAAAAGCAUGAUGAAGAAAAUAUAAAUCACCUAUCUCACUACUCAGAGGUAGCUCUUUUUUGUGGGUUUGUAUGUUUGUUUUUACAAAUAGAUCUGGUUUAUUCAUUUUAAUCUCUCUAUUGUCUUCCAUGGUAUUACUAUAGUAUAGUAUAGUAUAGUAUAGUAUAGUAUAGUAUAGUAUAGUAUAGUAUAGUAUAGUAUUGUAUAGUAUAGUAUUGUAUAGUAUAGUAUAGUAUUGUAUAGUAUUGUAUAGUAUAGUAAACUAUACAAUACUAUACUAUACUGAAUUUAUCAAUUCUUUCUUUUUUGAAGAAGCUUGUUUGAAGCUUUGCUAGUAGUGAACGUUUGAAUCAGGGAUAGCUCUUGAUAGCAUUUUCAUGCACUUGCUUUUGAUUCUUUUCUAAUGUGUAUAUGCUUUAUAGAUCUACAGCAUAUCUGUGCCUAACACCUUAAGCUAUCCUGUCUCACUGUGAUCAGGUAAAUUUAUUCUAAGAAUGUGAUUUAUGGUCAAUGCCAGUGUUUUCUUUGGGGGACUGCAAUCUAAGUAGCUAAGGUCAGUUCUGUGGGUGCUACAUGCCUGCAUGACAGACCUGCAAAAAAAUGCAGGGUCAUGGGGCUUCCCCAGCUAGCCCCAAAGCAUGGGUUGUUUUCCCGGUUGCCAAUACUUUGUACAUGUUGUCACACAUCAUUGUUUAGGGAAUUAAAAACAUUUUUCCCAUGCAAGUCCACUGGAAGAGGUCACCCAAAAGCUUGUACCUCAUUUCUCCUGAAUUUUGUCCCAUACACCUUUUCCCUUUGCUGAUUUUAGUCUGUGUCUUUUCACUACAAUAAAUGAUAACCAUAACAGCUUUUCUGAGUCCUAUGAGUCCUUCUAGUGAAUCACCAAACAUUAGGGUGUUCUUAGGGACCCCUAACAUAUCUACUUAUCUGGGAAUCUGUAAGCUUUAGUUGACCAAAACUCCAACAUAAUCUAAUUAUGCACCAUACUAAGAACAAGAUCUAGGAUCCCUUAAUGAACAAAUAAGGCUCAUUCAUUAAUUCACUAGACAAAUAUGUACUAAGCCUCAUUAUGUACCAGCCACUAAUAAUAAAUGAUGUCUUAUUCUAUCUUUGUAUUCCAAGAAGGACAUUAACAAUAUGGAGUUUGUAUAGAGAAGGGUAACCAGGAUGGUUGAUAGUUUUUUAAACCACCUGCAUUAGUCAGAAUAUAAAGGCAAACCUCACGAAAAAUGACUCAAACUAACAAGUUAAUUUUUCUCACUUAAUGUUAAGUAUGGAGGUAAGGAAUUGUUGACAUUAGUUCAACUACUCAGUGUUACCACAGGGAACAAAGUUGUUUCUAUCAUUCUACUGUAUCUUCUCCAGCAUGCUAGAUUUCAUCAUAAAGGGUAUUAUCUAAGAGAUACAAAACGCCUGCACAGUUCCAAACACUGCAAUGUCAGCUAAGUUUUCCCAGAACUCCCACAGAUAUCAAUAUACAUUUCCUUGGUUACAGCUGCCGUGAAGCCACCCCUAGUUAUGGGGAAACUAUUUUACUUGGCAAACUACCACCCCAAUUUGGGUUUCUUCUAGCAAGAUGGCAGGGGAUAUGGAUGUUGUAGGCAACAAGAGUAUAUACAACACCAUCUGUGGAAGCGAUACUUCAAUAUACUAGUGCAAGUUAAGAAAAAGAGGAAACUGAGCAUUAAGAAGGAAGGCAAUAAAAACAUAAAAGAAAAAUAAUAUUCUUGCAACUAUGCCUUUAAAAAACUGUAAGAAGUUAGGUUACAACACUUAGCUUUCAUUAUUCACAAUAGCCAGAUAUGGAAUCAACCCAGGUAUCUAUCAUUGGAUGGAUGAGUAAAGAAAAUGUGGCAUAUACACAAUGGAAUACUCUUCAGCCUUUCAAAAGAAUGCAAUCCUGUCAUUUGUGACAACACAAAUAAACUUGGAGAAUAUUAUGUUAAGGGCAAUAAGCCAGGCACAUAAAGGCAAAUAUUGCAUGAUCUCACUUACAUGUGGAAUCUAGAAAAUUUGAACUCACAGAAGUAGAGAGUAGAAUGGCGGCUACCAGGGGCUAGGGGUAGAAGGAUGGGGGAGAUGCUGGUCAGAGCACACAAAAUUUCAGUUAAGAAAGGAGGAAUACAUUUCAGAGGUCUAGUGUACAACAUGGUGACCACAGUUAAUAAUAAUGUAUUGUAUACUUAAAAAUUGCUAAGACAGUAGAUUUUAUGUUCUUAUAACAGAAAAAUAAGUAUUUGAGGUCAUGCACGUUAAUUAGCUUGAUUUAGCCAUUCCACAACUUACACAUAUUUCAAAACAUGCUGUAUGCAACAAAUAUAUACAAUUUUGUCAAUUAAAGGCUAAAUAAAUAAAUAAUUUUAAAAAAACAGCCUUCAGACUUCAAUAUUUCCAGUUAGGAAUGUGAUAUGGUUUGGCUGUGUCUCCACCCAAAUCUCAUCUUGAAUUGUAGCUCUCAUAAUUACCACGUGAUGUGGGAGGGACUCAGUGGGAGGUAAUUGAAUAAUGGGAGCAGUUUCCCCCAUACUGUUCUUGUGGUAGUGAAUAAGUCUAAUAAGAUCUGAUGGUUUUAUAAGCGGUUUACAUUUUCAUUUCAAAACGAAAAGAGAAUCUGAUGGUUUUAUAAGGGGUUUACCUUUUCAUUUCAAAAUGAAAAGAGAAUCUGAUGGUUUUAUAAGGGGUUUACCUUUUCAUUUCAAAAUGAAAAGAGAAUUCUCAUUCUCUUUUGAAAAGAGAAUGAGAAUUCUCUUCUGCCUGCCACCAUGUAAGUCAUGCCUUUUACCUUCUGCCAUGAUUGUGAGGCCACCUCAGCCACAUGGAACUCUGUGAGUCCAUUAAACCUAUUUUUCUUUAUAAGUUACCCAGUCUCCAGUAUGUCUUUAUCAGCGGCAUGAAAAUGGACCAAUACAGAAUGUGAGAACCAAGAUGUGAGGAAAGGUAAGAAGUCAAGUCAUAAAUGUCCUACUAGAUUCCACCAAACUAGGCCGUAAGAUAUUCUGGGGAAAAUAAAAGCUAGAGGGACUUAUAUCCUAUGUAAAUGAGCUGAAGAGAAACUCCUGGGUCCAUACGAGAAGUUUCCCUGUAGAUAAUCUUAGUAGAUUAGGGAGGGUCCCCAAUACUCUUCCUAUCCAAUGUCUGCCAUGCAUUCUGGGGCUUCAAAGCCAGGAAGAGGAUACAUGAACAAAGAAGAGGAAAGGGAAACAUUUACUCGAAGAAGGAACCAAGUAGAAACUUGAAAUGCAUAUUCAAAUAAUUAGGACUUGUAAUAUAUGAAAAUUAUAAACAUGUUAGAUAUUGUUUCUGAUGGUCAACUGGUGAAAUGUCAAGAGAACAGCUUUUCUCUCAGUGAAGAAUACUUGAAGAAUUAAAAAACAUUCCACCCUUAAAAGAGGUCUGUUCUGAUAUAGGAAGCAUCUUGAAACAGGAGAAAUAUGAGAGUCCAGAUAUUGGGUAUGUUCAGUUAAGGCAGUAUUACGGAAGACCCUCCUUCUUGGAUAAGAGGUUGUACAGAUGACCUACAGUUCCCUGAGACUUUACGAUCCUAUGACACUCCUUUUUAAUAUGUCCUAAAACCAAUUCUAUGAGUAAAGCUUAUGAACCAUAUAAUUGGAAGGAAAUGGAUUAAGAUGUUGACAGUGAUUAUUACUGGGUAGUUAGAUUACAGGGAUUAUAGUUUUAUACUUUUGGCUCACCUAUGUCCUCUAAAUGUUUUACAGUAAAUAUUUUAGAACACUUUAUAGAAAACUCUUUAAAGUAAAAGGAGAAAUUGUCUCCAUAUACUUCACCAGUUGGCUAUAGAUGAGCCACAAGUCUUUAAAAACACAUUAGUUUUAAGCUCUGAUGAACUGAAUUUAAAAAUAAUCAUGGCAUAAUAAUAUUGAAAAGGUAAUUUCCUGUAUAUGCUAACUCCUGGAGACAAAUAUUUUACCAUUUGUCAAGCUAAUAAUAAGAAAAAAAUCACCAUCACAGACACUUCAUUUUCUACCUCAGUUGACUCUUUCAGCUGUUUUAAAUUAAAUUUAGGGAUUGUGAUACUCAACUAUAAUAAUUAAAUGUAGGGCAGUGAAAAGACCUAAUAGUCUUAUUAUACCUGACAUUACUGAUGAAUGCUUACUUAGCAAGAAUCUCACUUCACGUUUAGUUACUUUAAGCUCAAGUUAGCUUAAAAGCAAAACAAAACAAAAGCUGAAAAUGGAGAGAAACAAAACAAUGUACGUUUUCUAUUCUAGGUGUACUGGUCUAAAAGGACAAGUCACCAUGGGUGAAGGUCCAUAAACCAACUGAACUACUACAAUGUGAACAGUUAGCAAGACUUAGGCCAACUCCACCCAACCUUGAAAGAAUGGAAAUUCAUUUUGAAAUAAACCCACGAAUGACACAGAGAGCCCGGCAUUGUAAGCACUCCAGGAAGUUUACAACAGUUUCAAGGACUUUCUAGGAAGGCCAAAAUCCAUCCUUGGCAUAGAUGAUCCUCACAGGCACCAGGAAGCAACAAGUUGUGCUCAGAACAGUCUAAAAUGAGGUAUAAACUUUUAGACCCCUUAAUUCUCUCAGUCCAGGUUUAAUGAUUAUGAGGCUUCCCCUUCCAGAGGAUGAUGUGCUCAUACUCUCUUCAUUUAGCUGGAGUUUCCUUUUACGCAGGCACUUUCCUCUUCUAUUUGUGGACUUUUUUUUCAGCAGGCUUCCCUCUAGCGGAACAGCAAGCACUUGCCAUGUUCCUUUGAGUACCCGCAGUCUGUUUUGAAUAAGGGCUCUAAUUGUUUUGAGAUUCUGACAUGAGAUACUCAUUGUUUUACACUGAUUAAAUGGCUUCUUGAUCAUUGCUCCCAGGACUGGAUGCUAACCAAAGCUUUAAGGGCAACCAAAAGAUGCCUUUGGAAUUCUUGUUCCCCACAAACAGGCACUCUUCUUUUCUUCCCAGACAAGGUGUAUGUGAAUGAGCUACCCUGACACAGAAUCCUCAGGAGGGCUUCUGUUGAGAAGCAAGUGAGGUAAUCUGUGUGGACUCUUCUCAUAUCCUCCAUGCCCAGGAUCACUGUGCCAGCCCACCAAUCCUGCCAGCCAUUCCCUACAAUUGGAACUUACCCCCACCCAGCCUCCUGCAUCACACAUUGCGUCCCCCUGGCAGGAAAUGUUCCUCAUCCUCUCUGCCAAGCCAAAGCCCCUCUGACCUCACACAUUAACUCAAAACCCAGGCUCCCCUCACUGAAGUCCCUCUUUCACCCCACCCUACCAUUGCAGAUGACAUCAUUCAUUCCCCCGUGUCUUUCAUCACUCCCACAUCAUUUUCAACAAGGACACAUAACAGUAUUUUACUUUCUGGUGGGUGACUUCAUGCCCAGAACUGGUCCCCAUCUCUGUGUAUGAGUGUGUGUCCUCUGCAAAACCAAGAGCUCUUUAACAGCAGGAGGCAUAUGUAGUGCUUGUAUAAUACUUCAAAUCAUCUUGUGCAAUACUUUGCAGGGAAGAGGCUGCUCAUUUUCAGAGGUAAGUCAGAGAGAUGCCAUAGGCUGGAAUCUUUAACGUGGGAUCCAUAUUGACAAAGCUCAAAUUGUUCAAAAGUCUCUUAUCAUCACAUUUUGCGGACUCCUCUUAAAUAUAAGAAUAUCGCCUUCUCUCAUGCAAUAGAGUCCUUGGCUACAGAUGCACGCCUGUGUGUAUAUGUAUGUAUGGAUAUGUAUGUGUAUUCAUACCAACCCCCUCCCCCCCACACACACACACAGCAAUGCAGACGUGCGGAGGAAAAAGCCCUAUCCUGGAAAGCAAGAUAAGCUGGCUAAGGUACAACUCAACCACUUAACCUGUGUACCCGUGCAUAGGUGAUUGCACUUCUCCAGCUUCAAUGUUCUCAUUUGCAAAACAGAAAAACAUGACCAAGACAUCCUAGAGAAGGUAGAGUCCAGGACUAAGGUAUCACAAUAAAAUGAAACCAUUGUUAGGAAUUUUUUAAAUGGAAAAGUUUAGAUUCGUAUUCAUUAAUAAAUACAUGAAAAAGAAAAAGAUUUUAAGACAGAUGCCUUCCCAGUAUUGUCCAAGAGAAAUAGUUCCACGACUUUUUGACAUAAAGAUGUACCAAAAUGAAUAAAAAUAAAGAAUUGUUAACACUUGUAAAACUUAGGAGGUGCCAGGAACUUUCCAUUCACUUUAGGAAUGUUUAAUCCAUUUAUAAAUCUCACCAUUGCCCUAUGAGCUAGGCACUCUUCUCAUUUUAAAGAUGGGGAAACUGAGGCACAGGGAAGUUACUGCUCUGGCUCAAGGUCACAUCGCUCAUAAGUGACAAAGCCAGGAUUCUGACUCUGCAAUGAUAAACACAUGUGAUAGAGAGAGGCUUAUGUGGACGCCCUGGGAACUUUGAACCUAGUGGGGUGGAUGAUGAAUGGGAACAGGUGCAGCCAUCAGCAUGGAUCCACCAAUCAUCUCAGCCGAGCAUCUUCUCUUUCCACCAGCCAGAGGCCACUCCUUGUUCCUUCAGCAUGAGACAGGACAUUAUGUUUCAAUAUACAAGAGCUACAGAAAGACUAAUGUAGGCAAGUUGUGGGUUACUCACAUUAUAAUUUAAUCUCCCAUGAUAAAUGGAUAAAAUGGAGUCUAACACACCAUCUAAGAAGAGAUAAAAUUCAAUGUGUCAGUAACAAUAAGAAAAAGAGGGAACUUACUGACCCACAGCAAUUAAUGUAAUAGCAUGAUUUAUUGUUCCAAGCUAUCACCAAUGAAUAAAAAACUAACUCUGUAGAGUGUAUCCCAACACUUUGCAAUCCUACUAAGUUUGUGCUAAGAGAGGUCAGGGUCAGCAGCAGGAAGUAGCUGAGAAAUUACACACACAGAUAUGCAAUGACAGUUACCAUUUUGAUUCAAAAGAGAAAAAGGAAAUGUAAAAUAGAAUUCCACUUAUUUGAAAUGAAUGUCUUAGGUUUCUUUGGAAGAGGUCUGUUUAUUAUAGAAAUGAGCCCUUCAGCCCGCCCAAGAAGUAAGUGUCAUUUACUCACACAAACGGACGAUAAAAUCCAUUCCUUUAAAGUAUACCUGGCUGCUUUCGUCAAGUUUUGUUCUUUGAGUAGGGAGAUUGUCAAUGUCAUCAAUCCUAAAGUCUAUCUAACACUAGAAAGCAUUCAGGGGAGUCACAGCCCUGUGGUAUCUAAACUGACCCACUAUACGCACAGGCUUCUUAGUGGACAGAUGGGAAAAAAAAGUGCAUAAAAUUUUCUACUGUCAUUUAGUGGCAUUUUAUGUCCUUAUUUGGUUAGAUGACAACAUAAUAAAAGCUAGGUACUAUCUAAAUUAAACCCUUAUAUCAUCUCCCCUAACACCCAAAUUAACUAUGGCAAAUGAACUGUCAUCUUAAACAUCACAUCUCUAUAUGCAACAUUAGCUCAUACUGUAAAACUUCUGGUUCUUCCGCAGAAUCCAUUCUCCCGUCUUCCACAAGGCUAGUUUAAGCUGCACACACGCUGCCAGCAGAAGGCCGCAUUUCCCAGACUCAACUGCAGCUGGGUGUGGACACGCAACUCCGUCUGGGGCAAGAGGAUGUGAAUGGAAAUGAUGUCUAUGUCUGGGUCACUGUCAACCUAUAAGCAAGCCACCAGCACUGGAGUUCUUUUGUUCUCCCUGUAAACUGGGAUAUAUAUGUGCAGAAGGUGCCACGGAAGGUAAUGGGCCAAGAAGACAGAAGCGGCCUUCACCCUGGAUGACUUACAGAGAGGAGCCCCAUGUGAAAUCCAGACUGCUCACCGCUCACCUCCAACCUACUAUGUGAAUUUUUUUUUUUUUUUUGAGACAGAGUCUCACUCUGUCGCCCAGGCUGGAGUGCAGUGGUGCGAUCACGGCUCACUGCAAGUUCCACCUCCCGGGUUCACGCCAUUCUCCUGCCUCAGCUUCCGGAGUAGCUGGGACUACAGGCAUCUGCCACCACACACAGCUAAUUUUUCUGUAUUUUUAAUAGAGACGGGGUUUCACCGUGUUAGCCAGGAUGGUCUCGAUCUCCUGACCUCGUGAUCCACCCGCCUUGGCCUCCCAAAGUGCUGGGAUUACAGGCGUGAGCCACUGCGCCCAGCCUACUAUGUGAAUUUUUAAAAAUCCUUUCAUUUACUGUAUUUCUAUGGUCUCUCGUUAAAGCAGCUGUUUUACUCUAACUAAUAAACUCAGUGAAAUCUGGCAUUAGUUAAUGCCAUUUACCCUAACUUAAAUCCUCUGUAACAGUGUGGUCCAAUAGGACUUUCUCAAUGAUGGAAAUGUUCUAUCUGUGCCACCCAUCAGGUGGUCACAUGUGGUAGUAGAGCCCUUGAAAUGUAGCCAGUGUCCUGGAGAAUGCAAAGUUAAAUUUCAUUUACACAUAACUAAUUUAAAUUUAAAAGCCACAUGUAGCUAGUUGCUAGUUGCCACCGUAUGGGACAUUGUAGUGUCUGAAACAUUUAAAAUUAUGAAUGUCAAACACCUAUGAAGACCCACUAUUGUCACUGAAACAUCCAUAUCUCAUCCCUUAGAGUUUUUGCUAGAAUGUUGUAAGAGUUAUACAGAAUUUUCUCAAAGUAGAAAGAGACUUUGGGCUGAGACUAAAGUAUGAAGUGUUUAGAGUUGCACUGGCAUUUUAAAGCUGACAGUAGCUUAUAUUUCAACAAGAACACCUGGGGUUCUUUCACACGAUCAUCAUAAAACUAUACUCAGCAGAUUGCUUUUGUUGAAGAGCUCAAUGCAACACAGGCAGCAGCGAUCAGGCUAACUAAUAAGUUACUAUUUUUAUUCCAUUACACAGAGACCUGGGGCAGUAAAACCUAAGUCAGGGAUAUCUGGAAUAUUUUCUGAACAGUUUGGGGGCUCCUUUUGUAAAACUUCACAUUAGAGAGGUCGAGUAUGCAUUUGCAUUUUAAAACACUACAAAAUUCCAAGAAACCUCUUGUGUUAGAAGGGAGACAAAUGUCAUUUGGAGCAUCAAUCUGAAACAUGUAACUGAAGCUCUGAAUACAAUUAUGAGAAACAAAUAAACCAAACUGGGCACACUGCCCAGAAACACCCGUCAAAUACAUACAGAUUUUGGAGACAGACAGAAGAUGGUGGGGCAGGGGUUGUGGGGGACAAAAGGGGACUAAACAGGGAGGAUAAGGAAAAGGGAGAAGGGGGAAACUACGGUGACGGCAAGGGAGGGGCAGGAGAGACCCACUAGAGCUGGAAGAAUAAUAAAAUAGUAAUGAAGGAGCCAAUCAAACUGAGAAGUCAUGCCCAAAGUUUUAAAUGUAUUCACAAAAGCCCUCAUUUAGGCAUUCCCAUGGGAGACUUACAUAGACACGUAUAAAAUUUACAUGGCACUUGCCCCAGAUGAGUGUAUUCAUAAUCUUAACAAAUGGACACCCCAGCCUCCAUUUUUGGAUGAAAUAUAACAGCAAUGAAAACGGUAUUUUCUAAUUACUAUUAAAAGCUUCAGAUGAAUCUGCAUCUUUGCUCAGUACAAAGAAAUGUAUAGUUGUUUAAGGAUUUAAUUUAUCCAACAUAAAGCAAGAACAAAUCGAGGAAAAUAAAUGCAGGUCCAUCAUCCCCCUUAGGCUGUAAGUACACGCAGGAGAAGAGGCACAUUCUUUCAAGGGAAUUUGGGAGUUUCUUUAUCCUUCUUUUUCCAACAAGAGCAUUGCACUUACUCAUCUUCACAUCUUGGAUCUAAACACUUCAGCGUCUCGAUAGUUUUAAGUUAAAUGAUAUAAUCCAAAGAGGAGUAGGCUCUGUGUUCUCAAAAUAGACAGCUAAAGUUUGUUUCCCAAAGUGAAAGCAUCUAAAUCUAUAUAACCACUGCCCAAAUACACAAUGCAGAGUAAUGGACAAGGGCUAGACUAGACAAUGCAGCUUCCAGUUCCAACUCUGACGUAAGUUAAAUCAUGACAAUACCAGUCACACCCUAUUUAAUCAACACCAAGCUCCACCAUCUCUCACUACUCAUUUAAUACCUUCAUUUUACAAUCAAUAAUCUUACAAUCACUAUGAGAAUUCUGCUAUAAUGUGUGAAACCUUCCAGUCAUGUUUCUAAGAUCAAGAAAGCAACAGCAUCAAAGCAUCUUAGAUUUGCUGAAUUGCAGAUCAUAGUAAACCAAUAAGCAGUGUUUGCUAUGUGCCAGGCAUUAUAACUUUGUAUUUACUAAUUCAUUUCACCCCCGACAACUCUUGGAGGGAAGAACUGCUUUUGACUCCCUUUUCCAGAUGCAAAAAUUGAGGCACAGACAGGUUAAGAAACUUGCACAAGAUCAGGCAACUAGCAGUCAGUCCAGCUAGUUUGAAUCCUGGGAAGUCUGGCAUCCAAGUCUGCUCUCAGCAGCUACACUCUCUGUUGUAACUCAUAUGGGAUUUUGCAAAACUCUUUCAUGCCUUCGGUACCUGGGCUUCUUGUUAGUCCCCAAAACAAGAGUACUGAACUAGGUCAUUUAUAGAUGGCUGUCCUGCUUUAAAACUUAGGUUUCUCUGAUACAAAUGAAAGCAUGCCACAACCCCUGGAAGACAGGACCAGAUUAUUAAAGAAAGAAAUGACACUUUAAUUUUAAUUGUAUUUUUUAAAUUCCUUGCAGAAGGAUUUUGUAUUUCUUUCAAUUUACAGAAAAAACAUAACUGGAAAAAACUGAGGCAUUUUUGUUCUUUGCUAAAUAAAUGUAAUUUUAAAUAAAGCAAAUAUCGGAAAUAUUUCCCAUUAGGAAACUUGAUCACUACUUAUGUAUCACCUUUUAAUUCAGCUAUCUUUUUCAAUUUUGGAAGUGUUGGAUUUAGUGAACUAACUAAAACUACAGGAUAUAAACGUGCCAGAAUCUGGCAUAUAGCAUGUAAUUUGAUCUUGUGCCUACUGAAAUAGUGCACACAUACAUAUAAACCAUACACACACAUACCCACAAUAUAAAUAUAAUUCUAUUUCCCAUUGAAUUGAGGACUCUCAGAACAAUGAAAUUCCCCCCCACCAACUUUAGAACUAUUAAAAAGUUCAUUAUGGUAUGAAACUGUUAGAAGCGUGUGAACCAGAGUAACUCCAUCUUGAAUAGGAGCUGGGUAAAAUAAGGCUGAGACCUACUGGGCUGCAUUCCCAGACGGUUAAGGCAUUCUAAGUCACAGGAUGAGACAGGAGGUCGGCACAAGAUACAGGUCACAAAGACCUUACUGAUAAAACAGGUUGCAGUAAAGAAGCCAGCCAAAACCCACCAAAACCAAGAUGGCCACAAGAGUGACCUCUGGUUGUCCUCACUGCUACACUCCCCGCACCAGGACAGUUUACAAAUGCCAUGGCAACAUCAGGAAGUUACCCCAUACGGACGAAAAACGGGAGGCAUGAAUAAUCCACCACUUGUUUAGCAUAUCAUCAAGAAAUAACCAUAAAAAUAGGCAACCAGGAGUCCUCAGGGCUGCCCUGUCUAGGGAGUACCAUUCUUUUACUCAUCUACUUUCUUAAUAAACUUGCUUUCACUUUAAUGUAUGGACUCGCCCUGAAUUCUUUCUUGUGAGAGAUCCAAGAACCUUCUCUUAGGGUCUAGAUCUGGACUCCUUUCCUGUAACAAAAUGGGAUAGGAAACUACUAACCAGAGUGCUACCUCCAUUACUACCAGGUCUGUCUUCAAAUCACACCAAUACACUAUUUCUCCUCCUCCUAGGAAUGUCCAAAUUUGCCAUAACAUAAGGGCAGCUCAAACUCUUUCUCAGAUCUUUCAUGCAAUUAGUUACCCACAAAGGAAAACUUCACAAAAAAUAAGUCACAUUCUAACUUCCUUCCGUCAAAUGGUGAUCUGAAGGGAUUCUCCAAAGGAGGAAGAAAUAGAGCAUAACUUUGCUCUCCUGUGACAACUUCUUUGAGCUAUAGACAGGAAGUUCCUGUCUCAAAAAUUAAUUUCAACAAGAAUUUUUUUUUUUUUUUCAGUUUUCUAAGUCUCUGGCAGAAUAUAUUCAUAAGCCAACUCACUAGUUUCCUGGACCACAUCAGGAGAAUUUAAAAAUAGUGCAAAGUAAGAAUUUGAGGUUGAUACCAACUUCACUACUUUACAAAGGAGACUUUGGUGAGACAGCCAGUCUUGGAAGUAGCAGGGCCCAGAUUCUUUUUUUUUUUUUUUUUUUUGAGAUGGAGUCUUGCUCUGUCGCCCAGGCUGGAGUGCAGUGGCACGAUCUCGGCUCACUGCAGCCUCCGCCUCCCGGGUUCCAGCGAUUCUCCGGCCUCAGCCUCUCAAGUAGCUGGGAUUACAGGCACACGCCACCACGCCCAGCUAAUUUUUGCAUUUUUAGUAGAGACAGGGUUUCACCAUGUUGGCCAAGCAGGUCUUGAACUCCUGACCUCAGGUGAUCUGCCCACCUCAGCCUCCCAAAGUGCCAGGAUUACAGGCAUGAGCCACCACGCUCCACCACAGGGCCCAGACUCUAACUCAUGCUGGCUGGCUCUGAAGUUGCUUAAACAGCAACUCCCACUGUAUGCUCUUCUGGCUUCCUCACCGGACUGCAAGUUCCUAGCGACAAGUAAACAUUUCAUUCGUCAUUGUUUCUCGUGGGCGGGCCAAACAAGCGCUGACACAUAGAAGGAGAUUAACAAAUAUGUGCAAGCCAAAGGAAUUAAGAAAGGAAUGAACAAUUUAGAUGAACAAAUGCCCAAGUGUAUCGGUCCCUGAAAAAUCCUCUUGGAUCCUGGGUGGGAUGUCUCAAGGAGAGACUAAGGGCCUGAUUCACUCUCCCGGCCUCAACAACCAAAUUCAGGGAAACUCAGGUCAAACAGAAAGUUAAGGUUCAGGAGCCAAUGUCGCACCCAAUUGCCCAAGCCAAAGUCCUCUACAGGAGGAUGGAGACCUCUAGAAUCUUCCAUCUUCUCAAUCCCUUCACCAAUUAGUCACCAAGUCCUGUAGCUUCUACCUUCAUUUCUCCCAUGAAAGCCUCACCCUCCUCUUCAGGCAUUAUAUCCCAGCCACAAUUCAAACGUUCUCCUGCUCUCCGUAAGCUGCCUUUCC
Messenger RNA from Pongo pygmaeus (Bornean orangutan), 48213 nucleotides. RefSeq names its product CCA tRNA nucleotidyltransferase 1, mitochondrial-like. Gene Ontology annotation, molecular function: tRNA binding; nucleotidyltransferase activity. The record is from RefSeq and is a predicted model, not a curated record. Gene Ontology annotation, cellular component: mitochondrion. The coding region runs from base 20014 to 21054 and encodes 346 amino acids. Lineage: Eukaryota; Metazoa; Chordata; Mammalia; Primates; Hominidae. The transcript has a single exon. Gene Ontology annotation, biological process: tRNA 3'-terminal CCA addition; mitochondrial tRNA 3'-end processing.